AUGCAUACCGGUCAUCCAUCGGAUUCAGAAAGGUAUUAACAGAUCUACACAUUUUAUUUCGCUUUUUGGUGAAGACUUGUGAUACCUCAAAUAAACUGAAACUGCUCAAUUUUUAUUUUUUUUUAUAAAAAAAUAGUAAUCAUUCUAUUAUGGCUCAAGCUGGCAAAUAUUCUAAAGCCUGAACUAUCAGAUGUUAGUGAAACUAGAUUAACUGCAACAGGUGCCAAGAAGUGGAUGGAUUCUGCACAAUCUAUCAGUGAAAUAAAAGAGAAACAAAACUAAUGUAAGCGUGUGAUUGAAAGACACCAGUUCCUGAUUUAUCAGCUUCCAAGACUGCAGUGCGCAAAGUACGUGUGCCAAUGUGCUUAAUCCUGUCUAUUCACAUUUGAAGUGACAUGUAGCCUGAUCCCGGGCAAGUUUUCUUGGUGUUAGCCUCCACUGAACUCAGUGGGAUUUUAUUCCAAAAUAGCUUUGUGCAGGAUUACAGCCUAAGUGAUGUUCAUCAGAUUAUAUAUUUGAGAUGCAUGGGCAUGUGAGAUUUGAACCAAUUGUCAAGGUGACUUCAUGGCAGGGGGCUCCUCAUUGGAUGACAGCAGCUUCAAAUCACUAGCCCAAAAGCACUUCUUAGAUCACUUUUUGGGUUUCCCCUCCAUCUUAGUUUUCCAUUAUCUGUGAACAGAUUCUCUUCCCUGACUGCUUUCAUCAUAUAUGGAGAUCUGAAGCAGCUCUAAUUUGCUUGUUUGUUGCUGUUGUUUAGACAUUUAGUCAUGUCCGACUCUUCGUGACCCCAUGGACCAGAGCACGCCAGGCACUCCUGUCUUCCACUGCCUCCUGCAGUUUAGUCAAAAAUUUGCUUGCUUAGAUAUCUGCAUUAGUGAUUCAAUUUUUCCACACUCCUGAAUAUGUAACACCUCAUUGGCAUGGCAAAAUUAGGCCCCCAUCAGUUAGCACCUCUCAAGAAGACUUUCAGGAAACAUUCAUAAUUGUUUUGUAGCUUAAGAUGAGAGCAAGAGGUAAUUAUUUUGGAUGGGCACAGUUGUUUCUGACUGGCUUAUUCACUGUGAAUUAUGACUAUUUUAGUCAUAAUAGUCAUAAUUCUGUAAAACAGAUCAUAAACAAGGCAAAAAAUUAUGUUUAUUUAUGUUUAUUAUUUUAUUAGAAUGAUUUACCAUACCUUUCUGCUAAUACAGCAGUCAAGGCACCAACCACCACAUUAUUAAUUUUAAAAACAUACAAUAAAAAAAAUAAAAAAUAAGAGAGGCAACAUUCAUGUUAUUGUGAAAUUAUCAUCCCUGCUGGAAAUAACAAAUGUCAGGUGGUAUUGUGAACAUGUGCCCUGCCUCUAAAGUAUCAUGAGGAAGAAGAAAACUGUUCUACGUUGCAUUGCCUUAAGUUGUGAUGGAAAUAUAAACUCACUCCAAGAACAUGUAUGAAUAUCCAUUUAUUUAUUUUUUUAAAAUCUAGAAAAAUGUUAAAAAAGGUAUUUCAGAAUAAACUCAACAUAUUCCAGCAAAGGUCAGCCAGAGAAGAUUAAAAAUAGCUUCUAAAACUGAUAAAAACAAGAGAGAUCAAGAAGGAAGAGUCCUUGCAGACCACAAUGCAGGAAUCCCCCUACUGUGGAGUGAACUGUCUAUCACCACUCCUGUAGAAACUUCAGAUAAAGGUCAAGGCUUAGACUGCAUACACAUUCCCAUUAACUCUGCAUUCAUUGCACUUCACUGCUGUUUUGGGAAAGCAGUGCACACAGGACACUAGCCACCACCUAUAUUAAUCCUGUGUAAUAUAGCCUGUCAUCUCAUAUGAUUUCCCAGCCUCAAAGUAGUCCAAUGUAGUCCUUUUCUUGCUCUUCUAUGCAUAGUUCCUUUAGACGGCAGGAGCCACAGCAGCUAUAGCAACAGUAGGCAUGCACUGAGCAAAUGUGCACAAAUGAAGGCUAUUUCUUUUGGAUGGAAAAAUGCAGCUCUCAGUGUCUCAGAAUUCAAUACACCUUGGUUAUUUGCCACUGCCCCAGGCCACAGCAGAGGGAAAAAGCUCUUUGGCUCCUACUGUCAUUUCUUCUUCUUCUUCUUCUUCUUCUUCUUCUUCUUCUUCUUCUUCUUCUUCUUCUUCUUUCUAUACCACCUUUCAGCUGAGGCUUACAGGGCAGUUUAGAUUAUAAAAACCACAAAAAACAACAUAGUAACAAACAAAAACAAUAGCCCCUUCCCCACAGUUAAAAAGGCCAUAGGUUGUUUGAUUAGCUAAAGGCCUGGGAGAGGAGGCAUGUUUUUGCCCGGUGCCUAAAGAUAUGUAAUGAAGGCACCAAGAAAGCUUCCCUGCAGAGAGCAUUCCACAAACAGGGAGCAACCACAGAAAAGGCUUGUUCUUGUGUUGCCACCCUCCAGACCUUUUGUGAUGAAGGCACACAAAGAAAGGCUUCAAAUGAUGAUUGCAGGAUCCAGGUGGGUUCAUAUGGAGAGAGGCGGUCCUUGAGGUAUUGUGGUCCUGAGCUGUUUAAAGCUUUAUAGGGCAAAACCAGAACUUUGAAUUGGGCCUGGAAACUAACUGGCAGCUAGUACAGCUGUGCCAGGAUUGGUGCUGCAUGCUCAAACUGGCAAGGAAGUAGGCCACUGAAUUCUGUACCAGUUGAAUUUUCUGAACCAUCAGCAGCCCCACGUAUAACACAUUGCAGUAAUCUAACCUAGAGGUUACCAGGGCAUAGACAACAGUACUUAGGCUAUGGAAACCAUAUAUUUCCAUGAAGAGCAUGUUUUCUUUUGUUGUUAGUCAUAUGGCUCUUGAAAAUUAAGCCGAAGCUAUUAGGAAGCAACUGGUUCAGUCCAUAUUAACAGCACUGUUCUAUUCCAAAUGUGUCAUUUCACAGCUAAACAGCUGCUGACGAUUAACUGUUCUUUAAAAGCGUCAUUCCCUUUUUUCAUAAGGGGAACAGAAGCAUGGAGGCGUUUAUAGGGUUGAAACAGGACUGAAUGAAACCUGCACUUAUUUUCUCUUUGUUGUGCAGAUCACAUUCUUAAUUGCCACCCUACUUCUCCAAGCAGUGAGAAGUUCUAGGGGUCCAGCAUUUGGUUUCCUUUCCAAGGAGGCCACUGGAAGCUUAUGGACAUUUGCAGUAUUUCCACUUGUUUGGUUGAGUCUAGGUGGAGGAACACAGCCUAGAAGCUUUGACAUCCAGCCGAAGGCUACUAAAACAGCUAGCACCCAAAAAUACUGUUAGCUUACAGAUUCCAAAAUACAGCUCUUUGCCUUUAUCUGCCUCUCUCAAACUGCAGUCUGUUUCCUUCCAGACAGGCUGAGUACACACAAUAAUUUUAAGUACAUCCCGUGUUUAAGAAUUGUGGUAACUGUACUUCACCCCCCACAGAGCUACAAUUCACAGCACCCUUAAUAAACUACAGUUCCCAGGAUUCUUUGUGUGUGUGUGGAGGGGUGGGUUUUAAAUGUAUGGAGUGUUCACAGCCAUAGAAGCACAUUGUCCCCUCUCCCUGGCUGGAUUUGAAGCAGGAGAUCUGGAUCAGCCAUCUUCUCUGACCAUCACCUAGCUUCUUGGGUCAUUUUAGCUUCCAUGGAGACACAUCACAGGACUAUCAACAAUAUUUGGUCAGUUCUAAGAAAAUCAGUAACACAGACACAACUGUUCUCAUAGAAUAGAAUCAUAGAAUCAUAGAAUCAUAGAGUUGGAAGAGACCACAAGGGCCAUCGAGUCCAACCCCCUGCCAAGCAGGAAACACCAUCAGAGCACUCCUGACAUAUGGUUGUCAAGCCUCUGCUUAAAGACCUCCAAAGAAGGAGACUCCACCACACUCCUUGGCAGCAAAUUCCACUGUCGAACAGCUCUUACUGUCAGGAAGUUCUUCCUAAUUGUGCUGGUCCCGGGGGUAAGGUACCUUGGGUGUAGCAGAGUCCACACGAAGAGGGGCAAGGUCCGAGGCAGAGAGCCGGGCGGGGAACAGGAAUGCUGGAACAGGAGGCUGUGCAGGGAACAGGAACACCGGAUGGUCGGGAACAGGAGGCCGAGCAGGGAACAGGAGUACCGGAUAGUCAGGAACAGGAAGCCGAGCAGGGAUCAGGAACACAGGAAGGUCCGAAGCCAACAACGACGUUGCUCCCGCAACCUGGGGCCGGGCUGACUGGGCUUUUAUCCUCUUCUAAGGCCAGGGGCGGUCCCGGUCCCCAGGAGCCCCGCCUCCUCUGGCCUUAAGGCGAGCACUCCUCCUGGGGGCAACCAGUUCCCUUCGCCUCUCUGCCCUAAGCCUCUGCAGAUCAGGAGAGGCCGAAGGGUUACUGGGCCCUGGAGGAGGCUCACCUGUGGCCACUGAGUCAUCAAGCCCCUCUGGGGCCCGAAGGAGCUUCACCUGGGGCCAGCUCCUGAUGCACUGCCACAGGUGCAGGCUCUUCAGCAUCAAGGCCUUGCCCCAGUUCAGCCGGCCCUGGAGGCGGGGACUCCUGUGCAGGCCGGGAUUCCUCUGUUUCAUCCUCCGAAUCGGAAUCCCAGGCCAUCACACCAUCCCCCUCCCAGGCCCCCCCCUCAACCGAGGGUCCGGACCCGGCUUGCCGGGAUACGUCGCAUGGAACUCUCGGAGGCAGGCAGGUGCAUGGACAUUGGCCGCUGGUUCCCAGGAACGGUCCUCCGGUCCGUACCCCUUCCAGUCAAUGAGAUACUGCAGCUUUCCCCUGCGGUAUCGGGAGUCCAGGAUGCGUUCCACCUCGUACUCAGGCUCUCCCGAACCAACACUGGCUGCGGUCGGGGACGGUUCUGGUGGAACUCGUCGGGUGGGGCCACCGGACUCAAAAGGGACCUGUGGAAGACCGGGUGAACCUUCAGGGUUGCGGGUAACCGGAGACGGAAUGCCACAGGAGAGAUUUGGUCUACGAUAGGGAACGGGCCGGUGAGCGGGCGUCCAACUUCCGCGAAGGUCGAGAGGGGUGGAGGUGGCGAGUGGAGAGCCAAACCAGGUCACCGACGCGAGUUCCGGCCCCACCUGGCGGUGGCGGUCGGCCUGGGCUUUGUACGCUUCCUUGGCCUGGUGCAGUUGCUCCACCAAAAGCUGUUGCUGGGACUGGAGCUCUUGAAGCCACUCCGUCACCGCCGGGACCGCGGAUGCCGGCAGCACCUCUGGAAACAGCCGUGGAUGAUAACCAUAACUGGCCUGGAGCGGGGUCUGCUGGGUGGACGCAUUCACCGCGUUGUUAUAGGCGAACUCCGCCAAUGCCAGGUGGUCGACCCAGUCAUCCUGCUGGUAGCUGCAGUAACACCGGAGGUACUGCUCCAGCACCGCGUUCGCCCGUUCCGUCUGGCCAUCGGUCUGUGGGUGGUAGGCUGACGAGAGGCAGACCUCUGUCCCGAGGGUCUGGUGUAAUGCUCGCCAGAACCGGGAUGUGAACUGAACGCCCCGGUCGGACACCACGCGCUCAGGUAGACCAUGCAGGCGGAAGACAUGCUGAAGGUACAGCUGAGCAGUUUCCUUGGCUGUGGGUACAGAUGGACAGGGAGCGCAGUGCACCAUCUUGGUGAAAUGGUCGGAGAAAACCAGAAGGCAGGUACAGCCACGAGACGAGGGUAAGUCCACUACAAAGUCCAACGAAACUGUGUGCCAAGGGCGCGGUGGAACUGGCAAUGGCUGAAGUAGGCCGGGGGUCGCCCGGUAGGCCCCUUGGCGCGUCGGCAGACAUCACAACCAGCAACGUAGCGAGCCACGUCAGCCUUCAGGCGGGGCCACCAAAACUCACGACUGACCAGAUGGGUGGUCCGAUACCGUCCAAAGUGCCCCGCUGCCGGGGCAUCAUGGGCCAUCCGGAGAACCUCCAGCCGCAGUGGCCCUGGCGGGAUGUACAGACGACCGUGGUGCAGCAGGAGGCCCUGAUGCAGGACCAGCCCCGGAUACUGUGGGCUGGACCCUUCAGCCAGCUCCCGGAGUCGUUCCUGGGCCCAAGCGUCGACCCGCUGCUGUUCCCGCACCCGAACCUGCAGUGGCUGCGCCUCCUGGGUGGCCAGGAAUGCGGCCGGAGGUAGGAUCGUGGCGGGUUCUGCUUGCUGUACCGUGUCUGCGUUGUCUUCAGGUUUCCGGGACAGGGCAUCCGCCUUCAGAUUCUGAGAGCUAGGGAUGUAGCGGAUCCGAAACUGGAACCGGGAAAAGAACAACGCCCACCGGAUCUGUCUUUGGUUCAGCUUGCGGGUGGUCUGGAGGUACUCCAGGUUCCGGUGGUCGGUUCUUACCUCCACCGGAUGUCGUGCCCCCUCAAGAUGGUGGCGCCAGACCUCAAAGGCUACCUUGAUGGCCAGUAGUUCCCGCUCCCACACAGUAUAGUUACGCUCCGCUGGUAGGAGCUGGCGGGAAUAGAAGGCACAGGGUAAGAGUGGCGCUUCGGGCCCAAUCUGUUGAGACAAGACGGCACCGAGAGCCGUACUGGAGGCGUCGGUCUCCACCACAAAGGGUCGAGAGGGGUCAGGAUGUUGUAAGAUUGGUGCCCUCUGGAAACAGGCCUUCAACCCCUGAAACGCCUCCUCUGCCUCCUUGUCCCAGGAAAACGGCGUCUUUGGGCGCAGUAGCCGGGUCAACGGGGUGGUGCGAUGAGCAUAAUCAGCGAUGAAGGUCCGGUAGUAAUUGGCGAACCCCAGGAAACGUUGUAGGUCCUUGCGGUUCCGGGGUGCCGCCCAUUCUUGAACCGCUGUCACCUUCCCGGGUCCAUUUGCACCCCAUCCGGAGAGAGCCGGUGACCAAGGAAGUCCACAGUCCGCUGAUGGAACUCGCACUUGCUGAGCUUUGCGUACAAACGGUGCUCACGCAAGCGCUGCAGCACGGUCCGGACAUGUCCCUCAUGGCGAGCCGGGUCACGGGAGUAAAUCAGUAUGUCAUCCAAAUACACCACCACGUACUUGUCUAACAAGUCCUGAAACACGUGGUUGAUGUAGCGUUGGAACACAGCAGGCGCGUUGCACAACCCGAAAGGCAUAACCAAAUAUUCGAACUGCCCGUACCGGGUCCCAAACGCUGUCUUCCACUCAUCCCCGGCUCGGAUCCGAAUCAAGUUGUAGGCCCCCCGGAGGUCCAGCUUGGUGAACACCUGUGCCCCUUGCACCCGCUCCAGCAGCUCCGAGAUAAGGGGCAAGGGGUAUCGGUCUGGGACGGUAAUUUUGUUCAAGGCUCGGUAAUCAUGGCAAGGGCGGAGUUCCCACAUUUCUUCUUAACGAAAAGCACUGGUGCCGCGGUAGGCGAGGUGGACGGCCCUAAUGAACCCACGCUCCAGGUUCUUGCGCAAGAAGUCCUGCAAAGCCUCGCGCUCUGGCUCUGUUAGAGAAUAUAAGCGACUCACUGGUAGAGGCGCUCCGGGUUGGAGGUCUAUGCCGUAGUCAAAGGCCGAUGCGGCGGCAGCUGGUCUGCCCCCGUUCCUCGAACACGUCCUGGUAGUCCUGAUACACGGCUGGGAGCGUGGGUGCUGCCUCCUCUGAGGGCGCGGCCGCCAGCGUCCCGGAUUGAGCAUGGGAACAUGGGUCUGGGAAGUGCACGGUCCGUUUGACCCAGUGAAUCUGAACGUUGUGGGCUUCCAGCCAGUCCAUCCCGAGCACCAGGGGAAGCGGGGCAUAGAGGCAAUGUCCAAAGUUCGCAACUCCCGGUGCUGCUGGAAACACAGGACCAGGGGCUGGGUCUCCUGAGUAACGGCACCUGAACACAGAAGUCGUCCGUCAAUCGCUUCCACCUGGACCGGUACUGGCUUGUUCCAGUGGCACCUGAUGAUGGGCGGCAAAAGCAGCGUCCAUAUAAGAGCGGGUUGCCCCUGAAUCCACCAAAGCAUGGGUGGGGAUCCAGGGCCCACCUGGAGGGUAUAAACGUACCGGAACCAUAAGAUGUUGCGAGUCCAUUGAUGCAGGCCCAUUCUGCGCGGUUUGGGACCCCGGCAGCUAGGGCCAUCAGCUACUGGGGUUGGCGGUUUCCCUGCGGCUGGCGUUUCUCAGGGCAAGACCGAGCGAAGUGUCCACUUCCGCCACAGUAAAGACAGAGAUUUCCCUCCCGACGCCGCGCCUUCUCUGCGGGGAAAGGCGUGGCCGCACUGCCCCGAGCUGCAUAGGCUCCUCCGUUAAAUCAGUUGUGACCGUGGGGCUGCCGGAAAAAGCUGGUGCCGUGAACUGGAAGUGUCGGCGACCCGGGCCUGACGACGAUCCUCCAACCGGUCGUCUAUUUGUAGACUCCGUUGAAUGAGAGUGUCUAGCGUGGUGGGGCGUUCCAUUGUGGCCAACUGGUCCAGUACCUCGUCCGAAAGCCCUUCGAGAUACUGGUCCCGCAGUGCCGAAUCAUUCCAGGUCAAGUCCUGUGCCAACAGCCGAAACUCCGUGGUAUAUGCGGCCACCGUGGACUUGCCCUGUUUCAAACGCCGAAUCGCCCGGUUGGCUUGACUCCCUUUCUGGGGGUUGCCGACGCGGCCUCCAAACGAUUGCAAAACCCCGUAUAGUCUGCCAGCAAGGGGAGUCUUGCCUGAGUAGCGGCAACGCCCACUUGGCCGCCUGGUCCUUUAACAAACUAAUCAAAAAGUGCACCUUGGUGCGGUCGUCAGGAAAGUUCCGGGCUCGCCCCUGAAUAUACAGCUUGGCCUGGGCCAGGAACAUGGGAAAGCUGGCCGGGGCUCCAUCAAAUUUCUCAGGCAAAGCCACUGGGUACUUGCCAGGAGCCGAGGCGUCGGCCCCAGGAGCCGGUAGGGCUUCCAAGCGUUGUUGAAGUGCCACAACCGCGUCACUGAGCUGCUGCACGGUGUGAGUCAAGGCCUGGUUCUUCUGGGCCAAAGCCACCAGUGCAGCCGCCUGGUCAGCCAUGGCCUCUGGCUCUUCCCGAACGCACCCCUACGAAGGGGAGUGCGGGUUUGGCGGGAGCAAACUGUGCUGGUCCCGGGGUAAGGUACCUUGGGUGUAGCAGAGUCCACACGAAGAGGGGCAAGGUCCGAGGCAGAGAGCCGGGCGGGGAACAGGAAUGCUGGAACAGGAGGCUGUGCAGGGAACAGGAACACCGGAUGGUCGGGAACAGGAGGCCGAGCAGGGAACAGGAGUACCGGAUAGUCAGGAACAGGAAGCCGAGCAGGGAUCAGGAACACAGGAAGGUCCGAAGCCAACAACGACGUUGCUCCCGCAACCUGGGGCCGGGCUGACUGGGCUUUUAUCCUCUUCUAAGGCCAGGGCGGUCCCGGUCCCCAGGAGCCCCGCCUCCUCUGGCCUUAAGGCGAGCACUCCUCCUGGGGGCAACCAGUUCCCUUCGCCUCUCUGCCCUAAGCCUCUGCAGAUCAGGAGAGGCCGAAGGGUUACUGGGCCCUGGAGGAGGCUCACCUGUGGCCACUGAGUCAUCAAGCCCCUCUGGGGCCCGAAGGGCUUCACCUGGGGCCAGCUCCUGAUGCACUGCCACAGGUGCAGGCUCUUCAGCAUCAAGGCCUUGCCCCAGUUCAGCCGGCCCUGGAGGCGGGGACUCCUGUGCAGGCCGGGAUUCCUCUGUUUCAUCCUCCGAAUCGGAAUCCCAGGCCAUCACACUAAUGUUUAGGUGGAAUCUUCUUUCUUGUAGUUUGGAUCCAUUGCUCCGUGUCCGCUUCUCUGGAGCAGCAGAAAACAACCUUUCUCCCUCCUCUAUGUGACAUCCUUUUAUAUAUUUGAACAUGGCUAUCAUAUCACCCCUUAACCUCCUCUUCUCCAGGCUAACCUCAUAUCACCCCUUAACCUCCUCUUCUCCAGGCUGCUCUAGUAGACAGGAGUAGACCUAGGCUGUGUACACAUUUAAAGCACAUUCCUUCCCUGCAAUAAUGAUUGGUACUGUAAUUUAUGUCUCACAGAGUUACAAUUCCUAGCAACCCUUAACAAGCUACCAUGUCCAGAAUUCUUAGAGGGAGAGAAUGUGCUUAGAAUGCGCUUUAAAGGUAUAGUAGGACAUAGCCCUAAAGGGCUUACAUUACAGGAGGGUUGAUGUUGGUUGAACACUAGGAGCAACUUUUUGAUGGAAAGAGCAGUCCAACAUUGGAAGCAAUCACCUAGGGAGGUGGCAGGUGAGCUUCCUGCUACUGGAUGGCUUCAAGCAGGCUGAAUAGCCAUCUGUUGAGGAAGCUCUAGUUCUGGAUUUCCUGUCUCAAACAAGGGGUUGGACUAGAAUGGCUUACAAUUCUUCAAGGCAGGCAACCACAAAUCUGUUUUGUUCUAUGUCCCACCGCCACCGCCACCACUGUAAUAACAGCUUCAAGAAUCCUUUGCCUGAAAUACCCACCCACGGUGACAAAAGCAUGUGUCAGGCCCCUUGCCUCUGGAAUUAAUUUCCUCUCAAGAUGAGACACAGUUAGGGUGGGUAAGGCUGUAUGCCCUCUUUAGAAGCCCUUGUUCAUCAUUAAACCUUGUGGUACUUCAUGAGUGAGCUGAUCACAAGGAUGGCACAGAACAAGUUUUUCCCAUUUCCUAUUUGAACAGAGCUGUCUCUGUGCAACCAAGCUCCAUUUAUAUCCCAGCUUUUCUCCAGAGUGUGUAAGAUAGUAUAUACAGUCUACCUCCAUUUUGUCUUCCCAGGAACCAGGGCAGAAAAGCGGGUAUUGAGAACAGUGGUCAGAUUCUAGAAGGCCAGGGCUCAUUCUCUCAUGUGGAAACCCUUUACCCUUAUCCUAGGCAUGUAGGACCUCUGCAUAUUUACCCAAUGGUAAAGUAACUCAAUUGUUACUGUGGUUUUAUAAUUUAUUGGAAGCUGCCCAGAGUGAUGAUGAUGAUGAUUAUUAUUAUAUUACACCCCUCCCUAUAUUCUUACUUAAUAUGUUCCAGAUUUAACACCUUGCUUUGAAAAUUGAUAUUGAAGCUAACCCCAGAUGAGUCAUGUCACCAGUUAAGUCCUGGCAGGGGGCACAGUCCAAAUACAUUUAGCAAUUGUUCUCUACCUUAAGGAUGUUAUCAAAAUUAAGUGGUGGGGAGAAAUCUAUAAAGAUAACUUAGUCCAUUGCACUUUAAAUCAUGGGUAGGUUAUGGUUAUGAUUACAAUUACAAUUAGGUUGUGUUCUCCAAAUUAAGGUGGGCUAUGUUAGUAGCAGCAGCACUGUACUCAGCUUGUUCCUAUUUGUUUUUGGGAGGAGGAGAAAGCCAGAGAGAAAACAAGGGUGGGGGACGAGAGAGAGAGAGAGAGAGAGAGAGAGAGAGAGAGAGAGAAAUGACUCAUAUUGUUUGGGACUAAAGGUGGGUGGAAGUCUAUUGGCUUUAACCAGAGCACUUGCAAGAUUUUCUGCACUCAGCAAUCUUCACAGAUGACCUUAGGCUGUAUGAAUAGCUAAAGAUAAAGAUUCUAUUUUGCCAUUAAUCUGCAGGAAAAUGUCAUUGUUUCUUUGGUUCAUUCACACAGCUGCACCUUUGAGGUGUAGCAGUUUGAAAUGUAACUUCAGUUAUACACCCCUGGAUACUCUUGCCACUUCUCUUGCAAGGUUGCUGUCAACUCUUCUUAUCUCAGUGCAGAUCUGAGGUUUAGAUUCCAGUUCACACGUUUCUCCGUGCAGCAAGCACACACUCAGGUGGAGGUAGGGCUUCACCCAGAUGCCUGCCUUUGCCUGAAGCGAUAAUGUCAGGUUGUAACAGUAUUACUCAGAUGGAGGUUGCAACUUUAAUAAGCAGCCACUGUGGGAAAUCACCUUCCUAGAGUGGAACUGUGUACACACUGUGAUGUGCAUGUUUUAUAAAAUGGACAAACUUUUUAAUUCAGAUUUAUAAUAUUUUCAGUGAAUAAAAAUCUGUAUCACUCCUGGCAAGAACAUUUCCUGUUACCUUUCUUGUUGAUAAAGCAGGCAGUGUAUGCACCUGGCAGCAGUAGCAGUGGCCUGCGUUGUUUUAUUGCUUGUUGUGCUGGCCAAAAGCAGCUGAGAGCUAAGACUCGUGACCUCCCGGAUGUAAGAACCUGGUCACUUGUCUUCUGUGCCAUUGCCAGAACAACCUCAAAUUCACUUGCAGACGAGUCACUGAAGAGAUUUCUAAUAUAUUUGCAAAUACGUGUCCAAGUAAGUCCAUUGAUCUCAGUGGGACAUUCAUCUGUCUACGUUUGCACUGGAUUGCACCUUUACUAGCUCUAACCUACACAGGGUGCCAUGGCACUUCCUCUACAUCUGCCAAAAAGCACCAUGUGGCAGGCAGGCAGGCAGGCAGGCAGGCUUUCCCCAGCACUUGUGACACAGUCACAGGGACGUAGAGUGCUCCAAGAUGUCCACUCAGUACUGUAAAUGUUGAGACCUUGCAAAUGGGUCAGUUGCAAUAUUUUAAUUUUUCCUUAACUUUUCACAUUUCUUCAGGACAUGGACACAUAGCAACAUAGGAAGCUGUGUUAUUCCAAGUCAGUCUGUUGGUCCAUCUAGCUCUGUAUUAUCUGUGCCCAGGGCAGCUGUCUACCAGCUCCAUCUGGUAUGCAGGCUGAGACCCUACCUGCCCGUGGACUGUCUUGCCAGCGUGGUGCAUGCUCUAGUUAUCUCCCGCUUGGACUACUGCAAUGCGCUCUCCUUGGGGCUGCCUUUGAAGGUGACCCAGAAACUACAACUAAUCCAGAAUGCGACAGCUAGGCUGGUGACUGGGGGCGGCCGCCGAGACUACAUAACACCAGUCUUGAAAGAUCUACAUUGGUGCCCAGUAUGUUUCCGAGCACAAUUCAAAGUGUUGGUGUUGACCUUUAAAGCCCUAAAUGGCCUCUGCCCAGUAUACCUGAAGGAGUUUCUCCACCCCAUCGUUGUACCCGGACACUGAGGUCCAGCACCAAGGGCCUUCUGGCGGUUCUCUCACUGCAAGAAGCAAAGCUACAGGGAACCAGGCAGAGGGCCUUCUCGGUAGUGGAGCCCACCCUGUGGAACACCCUCCCACCAGAUGUCAAUGAGAUAAACAACUACCUGACAUUUAGAAGACAUCUGAAGGCAGCCCUGUUCAGGGAAGUUUUUAAUGUGUGACAUUUUAAUGUAUAUUUAAUCUUUGUUGGAAGAUGCCCAGAGUGGCUGGGGAAAGCCAGCCAGAUGGGUGGGGUACAAAUAAAUUAUUAUUAUUAUUAUUAUUAUUAUUAUUAUUAUUAUUACAGGGCUGGUGCUAUGAUUAGGCCAUUUAAGGCAGCCACUUGUGAUGCAGACCUCAGAGGAGUGCAGUACUGACCUUUGAGGAGCCCAUUUUAAUACAUAUUAGUUUUUUGUUAUAUCGUAAAGAUAAUAUUUUACUUUUAUUGUAUAUUUUGAAAAAGCGGUAUCAUUUUUUUGGGAAGUAAUUCAUACAUUAGAAUUUUUUGAGGUGUGUGUGUGUGUGUGUGUGUGUGUGUGUGUGUCUGCAAGUAGUUAGUCUUGCCCGGGGCACAGAAUAGUCUGACACCAGCAUUGACUGACUACAUUGAUUGGCAGUGGCUCCUACAUUGCAGGGGGUUGGACUACAUGAUCCUCAGGUUACCUUCCAACUCCUCGAUUCUAUGAUUCUUCAGGGUUUCAGGCAGGGAGUAUGUCCCAGACCUGCCCAGAGAAGGUGGAGAUUGAAUUAAAAAAUUCAGAUUAAAUAAGUGAAAAAUGCAGGCUGGUAUUCUGAUGUCAGUGGUGCUAUAUGGAUUUUCCAAAAACCUGUAUGCAUGAGGACUACUGAUCCCAUUUGGAAACAUAUGAACAUGCAGAUAAGCAUGCAUAAGAUUGGGAUGUUAGAAAAAAACAAACUUGUUUGGUUUUGGGGUGACAAUCACUUUCAAAGUUCCUCUCUUUCAUGGCUGAUUUUUCCAAAAUAGAAAAUGCUAUGUAGUUUUCUUCCACCCACCCCUGUAAUUCCAGUGUUUGAAACUAACGGUUGCAUAACAAGCACAAAGUAAGAGGUGAGGCUUACUGUAAUAACUGCAUUUGAGAGAAGCUUCACCUAUAAAAUUUUGACUCGUCAUGCAGCUGUUACAAGCAGAGGAGCCCAGCUAGAAAAAAGUUGCAACUCAAAUAGUGCACAAUUGUCCAAAGGCUUUUAAGAAAUAUUUUCAGUUGCACUGAAAGUCAGGCCCCUGCCUUUAUAAAAGAAUACGGUAUGUUCUCAUAUCCCCAGACAGAAACCAUCUUUGAAUUUUUUGAUGAAUAUAGAGUUUGGUUAUCUUGUCACAAACAUAAUGAAGCAGAAAUCUGCUCACAGCAAUUGAGAGGCAAAUACUUUUGUUUUUGAAUUCACCUUAGAAUGUCUUUAAAUAAUAGUUCGGUUGUUUAGGUAAAGUGCUUUCCUGACUAAAUUGUGAGUGCCCUCUAGACUUUAAAAAUAAGUACUGCAGUAUUGUUUUUACAUAUACAGUGGUACCUCUGGUUACGAACUUAAUUCGUUCCACAGGUCCGUUCUUAACCUGAAACUGUUCUUAACCUGAGGUACCAUUUUAGCUAAUGGGGCCUACCGCUGCUGCGCCACCAUGCAAUUUCUGUUCUCAUCCUGAGGUAAAGUUCUUAACCCGAGGUACUACUUCAGGGUUAGCGGAGUCUGUAACCCGAGGUGUCUGUAACCCGAGGAACCACUGUACAUUUCACUAAAGAAAACUUAGAGACUAAGAACAGCUUCACACACGUUCUGUUACUUGCCCAGAAAAUGUUUCUGCAUAGCUAACUGUAUAAAAUCCAUAUGCCUGGUAGUCAGCUGUGGCUAUCUAUAUGUAGGCUUCGUGUUGCUUCCUACAAGGAAGUACCUUCCCUGCAGAAAAAAGUGUUAUCUGAAUUGAUCUUAACUGGUUUACCGAAACAUGGAAUGGUGCAAGCAACUGUAGUUUUCUUAGAAAGCUUUUUUACAAAAGCUUUUUAGAUAACUUCCCCCCCUCAACUGACCUUCCAGGACUGAUAUUUCUUAGGAGGGUGAUGGUCAGAAUUAUGUUCUUUUGUAAUUUUUUUUUAAUGGGAGAAUUGCAGAGUACUAGUUAUAAGGUGUUUUUUUUUAAAUUGUAUUCUUCUUAUCUUUAUGAUUUAAGUUACUUUGGAUGGACAUUUGCCCAGAAAAGCAGCUUUAAAAUAUUGUAAAUUGUAAUUAAAAAUGUGUGGCAUGUCUAGGUCACUGGUUUUCUCUAUGUAAAAAAAGAGGUCUCUGGGAGAGCAGUACAUAGGCAGCAUAGGCAGUGGUGGUUCUAUUGGUCUGUCAGGCAUCUCUUUAGAUCACCCAUCACAAAUCUUUUACCCGCCAGAGGUUUGGACAACAGCUGCAGCCAGCAUAGUAGGAUUUUCUCCUAUUUUUGUCCCAUGUUAGAAAACUGUGUUCAAGCCAUUGUGCCCCACACAUUGUUUUGCUGCUGGUUCUGACACGAUUCAAAAAGUUCAGGACUGUCUGUUAAAGGAAAUGAUUUACAUGUAUAUUUGCUAAGGCAGAAGUCCUUAAAAUGUUACCUGGAGAAGGAAAGGAAUAUUUCCUGGUUGAGAAGGUGUUACGUAAUUCAAACGUUUACAAGGCAGAGUGGGAAUUUCCUGGAUUGCACCUGUUAAAUUAAGUAAUCAGGAAAGUAAAUGAAGUGUCACUCCUACUUGCAAACUGGACUCCAAUCUUCUUUAUCGAGCCUUUUUAAUCAUUCUUUCAGAUUGGUUGAAAAAGUUCUUAGCUGCACAUCCCCUCCCAAGGAGUGAAAUAACAUGGCCCUUUAAAAUGCUGGCCUUCCUCUAUGGCAUAUGCCCAGUCCUCUAGGCUUCAGCGUUAUGGCAAUCUCAUAACUUGUCCUUUCUUCAGUCUUUGUUGGUGCAAUUUAUGUGCCCUACCCCAAAUCUCUCCUCUUUGUUACUCAUUGUUUUUAUCGGGGAACGUCCACAUAUUCGUAGUGAAGUUGCUUGCUCCUGUUAAAAGAUAGGUGGGCAUGGAGUUUUGAGGCCCUGGCCUGUUGUUUAUUUUGCUUUGUUUUGCUAAAUUACAUGCAUUUUGUCUUAGGCUAGGCCUGUCCUUUUAAGGUAGGGUACUGAACCUAGAAAAAACUAGAAUAAACAAGUGGAGCCUGCAACAAAAUAUUGUUAUGUACAGUGGUACCUCGGGUUACAUACGCUUCAGGUUACAUACGCUUCAGGUUACAGACUCUGCUAACCCAGAAAUAGUACCUCAGGUUAAGAACUUUGCUUCAGGAUGAGAACAGAAAUCAGGCUCCGGUGGUGCGGCAGCAGCAGGAGACCCCAUUAGCUAAAGUGGUACCUCAGGUUAAGAACAGUUUCAGGUUAAGAAUGGACCUCUGGAAUGAAUUAAGUUCUUAACCCAAGGUACUACUGUAUACUCUUCCCUCCUAAGAAUAGUAGGUACUCCUGUUUAGGAUUCCAGUCAGGCAUUCCGCCCCACCCCAAACCGAGCACUUCAAACACAUACACAUGGCACAACACUCCACAAUGGUUGUUUCCCAAUUGAUACUCAAUGGCUCCUGAACAUUCUGUUUUCACUGGGCUAUCUCUGGGGGGUGGGGAUCCCCUUAAUGUUGUUAAAACUUCAGACUUCAAGGUUUCUCUGACCAUGCUCAUACCACCCUUGUUUUUAAAGAUAUUGACUCAAUGUCUUUUGGCAUGAACUAUUACAUCUAUUUCACCCUGUCUAUUCUAAAUGAAAUGAAAUGAAAUAGGACACACCAAACUGGGUGAAAAUAAUUUCACCUCAUUUAUAUUAUAUCAGAAAUAAUACAACACUCCUGUAAUAUAAAGGUAAAGGUACCCCUGACCAUUAGGUCCAGUUGUGACCGACUCUGGGGUUGCGGCGCUCAUCUUGCUUUAUUGGCCGAGGGAGCCGGCAUACAGCUUCCAGGUCAUGUGGCCAGCAUGACUAAGCCGCUUCUGGCGAACCAGAGCAGUGCACGGAAACGCUGUUUACCUUCCCGCUGGAGCAGUACCUAUUUAUCUACUUGCACUUUGAUGUGCUUUUGAACUGCUAGGUUGGCAGGAGCAGGGACCGAGCAACAGGAGCUCACCCUGUCGCGGGGAUUCGAACCACCGACCUUCUGAUCGGCAAGUCCUAGGCUCUGUGGUUUAACCCACAGCGCGUAGGUCAGUAUUAUUGUACCUGUUAAGUUGUGGACGAACAUAUCAGACGACACACCGAUUCUUCAAACAGCUCUUGUUUAUUCAAAGGCCAGAACAGAACUGAACUGAAGGGCUCAAUCAGCCUGCUUAUAUAGAGCUCUAGUACAACAGUUACUGUAGCAACUUUCUAAAACUAUCCAAUCACUGAACGUCACUUUCGAUCCUUCAUUUGCAUAAAAACUAUCCAAUCACUGAACGUCACUUUCGAUCCUUCAUUUGCAUAACUAUCUACAGUAUCUCCUUGCUGGCCCAGGGUGAAAACUUCAGUACAUAACAGUACCCACAUUGCAGAUCAGGAACUGAGGCUAGAAGCAGCUUGGCUAUGGCUACCAAAUUAUUUAUUUACUACAUUUACAUCCUGCCUUUCCUCGUUGGAGCUCAAGGCAGCAUGAUUCCUCACCCUCCAUUUUAUCCUCAAAACAACUACAUAAUGGAAGCUCAUCUGAGAGGCUCAAUUUCACCUCCCAAGCUUCAUGGCUGAGUGGGGAUUUGAGCCCGGUUUGGCCUGGCCGUGGCCCUAGUCCAACACCCUAACCACAACACCAGAAUUACUGAAGCAAGAUCUGAGGAAUCAGAAACUUCCCUGCCAGCAGCCCUAGCCACUUCAUUGCAUAAGCUCCUGUGUCCCCAUUCUACCUACAGAUUGGAAAUAAUCAGGGAUUGCUUAUUUUAAAAAAUCCAUAUAGGAUUAAGGUGCCAGUCUACAAAUUGUGCUCACUCAUUAUGUAAACAAUGUUCAGUUCAGUCCUGUCUCAGCUGAGUGACUGCUUUCAUAAUUUAACCUCUGACUGCUUCCAAAUGUCAUCAGGCCUACUUAAUGCAGCACAGUACACGAUACUGUGCAGGAGAAUUACAUUUUGUGCAUUAGGCAUGCUGACAAGCUGUGUGAAGUUGAACCACAUGCUCCUGAUGGACAUGGAUGAGAGAGUAGCGAUGAUGACUGUACUCCUGGCUCAUGUUGAGAGUCAUGUAAAAAUCCUAAUUAACGAAUAAAAAAGUGAGUCACAAAACAUAUAACCUCCAGGAUCUUAAAACACAUGUUUCUGAAGUUUAUCUUGCAAUUUAUUUUUGAAGUGUUCCCAGGCAUGCAAUUUUAUUAGUCAAGUCAAGUUAAGUUAAAACGGUAGAUGAGUGCCAUAUCUCUCUGUGUGUGACUGAGCUGUAACUUUCAUGACAGAGAGGUAUUCACAGUGCACUGCCAGUGAAUUGCAAUACAUUGCAGAGAGCGUUGGCUACAGAAACCCAGGUUAAAAUCUUUUUCUCUAAUCUGAAUUUUAUUUUGUCACCUUCCUCAACCUUUCAGGUAUGAAUCAGCCCCAGGUGAUGGAAAGGGAUUGGAUUGGUUUCCCCCCUUUUCCUCCUGUAGCUACAUUCUACAGAUUGCCUUGCUUUUCCUCUGUAGCCACAUUGAGCUUUUUAGACUCUGGUACUUGUUACAUGCCAGAAUGUAGUUUUACUGGUCAUACCACUGAAAUAAUUGUCAGUGGAGCACAAUCUAAUAUUUCACUUAAUAAUACAGGCUUAAAACACACUGCCCUCUUAAUAUUUACUCGUAUGAGCUGGGUAAAUUUGUACUCUGAACUAGUUUGAUAAAAAACUUCAGUGAUAUCCCCUGAAAAUAAUUAGCACAUUAAUUGUUUGGGGGAUAAUUUAGUAGCACUCAUUUAGAAGAAGCAACUUCACACCAACAGCCUCCACAAAUCUCCUCACUGUACUUCAGUUCUUCCUAGGGUUUCCAAUUAAGGUGGGGAAGAUUUUAAAUGCCUGGUUUCUUUUCUCUCAAACAUAGGUGAGCAGACAACUUUGGGGCUGGUUUCUGCCCCUAGACUUCCAUCUCAUAAAACUGAUUGAAACUUUGGUUUUACUCCUUGCUCCAUUGCUGGUCCUGUCAUGGAUUGUGUCCCAGGUUCCAGAUAUUUUGUUAAUAAUUUCAAGAGUCAGCAACACCAGCUGCUUCCAUAGCCAUCUCUUUCAAAACUAUUUUAUAGCAAAUCAGUCUGCGCUUACAGAAGCUGGAAAGCAGUUCUUAUCCAAGUGUGUUUAUAUAUACCUAUGUGUAUAUUUGCCAAAAUUUUAACAGAAAAAUGCACCCAAUCAGAAAACUUACAAUACUUAUAUAUGUUUAUUCCCUUUUAGUGAAUAUUUUAAUAAACAUUUUAACAUUUUAAUUCAGUUUACUAAUAGUUUAUAUGCAUUUUAAAAACAAAAGUAUUCAUGAUAUUGCAUAUCUUUGGCUAUGGCCUUAGUCAUAAGGGCAGGAAGGAGCUUUUAGUCUUUUCUUCCCCUUGUUCUCUUUUUAUACACCCUAAUUUACAUAUUUCUCCUAGAAAAGGUCAUCUUUUAAUUAACAGAUGAGCUUUUCAGAGUUGCUCUUCUUUUACCUAGCAGAUUAGCUUUUUGGAGCUUGAUGAAAAUCCAAAAAUAAGAUUUAGCAAAUAGCAUUGAUGAUUGAAAAUAUCGUGGAUUAUUAGUAAAGAGUAGCAUUUCUAUACCUGAUGCAUAUUUGUCAGUUUUAGAAGAUAAAGUGUUUUUUCCUCUUCCUUAACUAGAUGCGACAGCACAGAGCUUGAUGAUGAAAUAAGGAUUCUGAUAGGGAAGAGUGGUGCUUGGGAAUCCUGUAAGAAGCUGGAGAGCAGCUCACAUCCCCCGAACGUAAGCAACUUUCUUCCCACUUUGUCAUUCUUGACAAGCUGCUUUUAAUCAUCACGACUUGUACUGUGCCGUUGUAUACAACUUCCUUUAUUGCUUAUAUGAUGGGAACAAACACUUCAUUAUAUCUCCCCUCUGUAGUUGCUUCCUGAUUUUAGGGGAAACACUUGUAUGAAAUGUCAUUACUUUUCAGGACUUUAAACCAUCAUCACCACAUCAGUGCUUUCACAUGGGGCAGUGAUACACCAGUUUUAUGCUACUCAUUUGCCUAUGAUCAAAAGCCAGAGAUUCAAAAUUAACAAAGCAGUGUCACUGAUGGCAAGACUGUUAUCCCACUGGUAUUUCAUAUUUUUAGGAAUGGUGGCAACGCUGGGCCAUCUUGUUCUGUUCUCUGUUUCUGAGGUAUGCAACACCUGCCCAAUUUCUCUCCCUCCUGUGGCAGACAGGAAGGUAGGUCUCAGGUGUGACUUGGAGUUCUUCUUGGAAUAAAGGUUAUUCAUCUUGGCACUCUGGCUGAAUAGGUGAUGCAGUUUUUGGUCUCAUCACUGCAAAGGUAAAGGUAAAGGUACCCCUGACCGUUAGGUCCAGCCGUGACCGCCUCUGGGGUUGUGCGCUCAUCUCACUCUAUAGGCCGAGGGAGCCGGCGUUUGUCCGCAGACAGCUUCCGGGUCAUGUGGCCAGCAGGACUAAGCCACUUCUGGCGAAUCAGAGCAGCACACGGAAACACCGUUUACCUUCCCGCCGGAGAACUGCUAGGUGGGCAGUAGCUGGGACCGAGCAACGGGAGCUCACCCCGUCACGGGGAUUCGAACCAUCAACCUUCUGAUCGGCAAGUCCUAGGCAUUGCAUGAAUCAGGGGUGGGGAGAUUGUGGCCCUCCAGAUGUUGUACCCCGAUUUUCAUCAGCCCCAGCCAGCUUGGUCAAUGAUACAGGGUUAUGGGAGAUGUAAUCCAGCAACAUCUGAAGGUUCAUGGGUUCCCCAUCUCUGUCUUAGACACAUAAAUAACACCACAUGCUCAUGUAUUCCUAGCUCUCACCCAGAAGAAAAAGAGCCCAGUGGUUCCAGAAACUUGAAAAACCAAUACAUGGAGCAUGUAUGAUAUUUUGAAUAAGAAGCAACAUGUUGCUAGUACGUAGAAAGUAUUUUUUUAAAAAAACAUGGCACUUUCCACUAAAGAUCUUCAAUGCAACACAAUUACUAAAAUGCUGUUACAUACUUGACUUAGGUUAUUUGAACAUUUCACAAUGUUACAUUUCUCAUGUCUCUUCUCAGUGGUUCUCAGGUAACUCUUUUCAAAUGGAAUUGUAUAAGAGAAGGGAAACAGCAGCCAUUUUGCCCAGAGAGCAUUCAUUCGUAUUCCACUCAAACUUAGUGUAAGCAAAUCAGGAUGAAAGCUUAAUAAAGAGGUCAUUUGAGAGAGCCCUAGGAUCAGGGAGCCCUGGGUUCAAAUCUCCACUCAACCAUGAAGCUCGCUAAGUGAACAAACCUAAGCUGGACUUUAUCUCUCAGCUCAACCUUAUAGGGUUGUUGUGAAGGGCAAAGUGUCCUGAAGUUUGGGAUAAAAAUGGAUUAGAUAAAUGCUCAUCCCUUUUUGUACUGCCACAGCUUUGGUUUAGUUUAUUUCCUCACCCUCACCCCCAUUUCUUUGGCUUUAAUACAUGGCUUGGAGAGGAGAGAUUCAGCUCUUUUUGUUUGUUUGUUUGCUUCCUUGCUUCAUUUCUAUUAAUUGAUGUCAUGACCCACCUUGGGGGUUGAAGUGUGGGACAUAAAUAUUUAGAUAAAGAAAUGAAUAAUUGUUCCUUGAUUCCCUUCUGUGUCUAUUUACCCCUGACUGCUAUUGAUGCAGCUGGGUCGCUUCUCUGGUGGUACAAAGUGGUUGUUGUUACUAUCUUCUGUUUAUUUUAAGUGUUCUUUUUUAAUUAAAGGCAAAAUUUAAUGUACUUCACUCUAAAGAGAAACAAUGUUUAUAUUUAAGGCAAAAACAUAAAGUAAACAAGGAGGCAAGCUUUUACAUAAGAACAUAAGAAGACUUGCUGGAUCAGGCCAAUGGCCUAAUCCAAAAUGUUUUAACCUAAAAUACAUAUUUUAGCCUUUAUUAUGAAUUUUUGCAUCCAUCUAAACCUAAAAUAUGUAUUUUUUUUAAAUACAGUGCACAUGUUUAAAAAUGGUUUUUUUGUGACACAAUAUUCAGGAAGUAUGACAAAUGAAGGAUAGCUGUGAUCCAGAUUGCAUAUUAAUCUAGGAUAUAUAAAUUGGGCCAGUUAUAUGCUGAAUAUCUGCUUUAAACUCAGAAAUAACUGAAAAUUGUACAUUCAGUCCUCAGAUAUUAAAAAAGCAGGAGAGAUUAGAGUGAAGAAACAGGUGGGGAGGAGAGAAUAUAAUCCAGUAAAAAUAUAUAUGGGGGAAAGUGUUUAAUAGAUUGCAAAAGUUAUGUGCUAUGCCCUGUGUGCUUGAAGUUCACUUAGAUCAGAUUUCAUAUAGCAACACACUACCUAUCUACUUCAAAAGAAGUUAACAACAUGUUGUAUUUUUGGGGGGUGGGAGAACAAAACAAAACAAAACAAAAUCUGUACUGCCUUCUUCCUGAACAAAAAUACCUGGCUGCCUUCAAUUUCCCUCAGAAGGCAGGUGAAUCACACAAUUCGCUGCAUAUUUUUGAGGGUGGGAUCCUGGAGUGUUUAUCUGAGUCUUCUUGAUUUUCUUCUGAGGCCCUUUUUCGCAAACCCAUUUGGGAGCACAGUGGGUCUGCAUGCCUUUCUAUAAUGUUUACAAUUUCUGAAGCAGAGAAUUCAGAUGACAUCCCAUAAACUGACAUCUUGUAACCCAAAGGCUCUUUCCAAGCUGUUUUCAGGACUUAUGUGUAAACAAAUUCCCUCUGCUUCCUUCCCCCUUUUUUAUACAAACCAGGAGAUCUUCACAGGGAAAAUAAAACUAGGCUUAAAAGGUACCACAUGACUGUGAUCUGCUGUGAGAAGCUAAUGAGACUGUGAACAUCUGCUUCAUGCACCAGUAAUUGCAUCUGUAAUGGUUUUUCAUUACAGUGUGUUAGGAUAUCCUAGUCCUUUCUUGGGGCGCAGUGAUCUUAAUUAUCCUUAAGUUAAGCCCACUGUAUAACUUGAAGAGAAGAUUCAGCUAUCAAUCCUUAUGAGAACAAGAUAAAUGCUGUCAGCUUUGUUUCCCUCCAAGACAUACACAAGCAAACUCUAUUGGAAAGCUCCUCUAAUAGAAAAGAACAUUUGUUCUCAUAUGAUGUUUGAUUCCUGACAUAUGCUGUUAAGGCUUUUCAGGUAUCUUAUUUGUCUGUGUGCAUGGAACCUUAGAAACAUUAGAUGAUAAAUCUUGAAACUUUAGAAGAUAACAAUGUAGAAGAGUUUGGAUUUGAUAUCCCGCUUUAUCACUACCCCAAGGAGUCUCAAAGCGGCUAACAUUCUCCUUUCCCUUCUUCCCCCACAACAAACACUCUGUGAGGUGAGUGGGGCUGAGAGACUUCAGAGAAGUGUGACUAGCCCAAGGUCACCCAGCAGCUGCAUGUGAGGAGCGGGGACGCGAACCCGGUUCACCAGAUUACGAGUCCACUGCUCUUAACCACUACACCACACUGGCUGUACAGGCUGAUACACCUCCCCACAUCCAUAAGGAUAUGGUUGCAUCCAAAGCAGGCCAAAAACAUAAUUCCUUUUCCAAGAGUUUCUUGUAUCCUCUUAGUCCAGUAGAAGAUAUGGACAGACCAGCUUUCAAUGAGAAUAUUCUGGAAUCCUGGGGCUCCUCCAGAUGACCUUGAUUCAUCUUGAUUUGCUUGCACACAUCGUACAUGGGGAUUAUGCAAUGCCCACCCUUUACUGAACCUUCAUCCUGACUCAUUUGUGCAUAUGUUAUAUGUCUUCCCAUCAGUCACUCAUUUAUCCUACUCUUUUAAAUGCAUUUCCCCUCUCCCUAACUACAAAAAAAGGCAAUUUUUAAAACAGCAGAUACGUUGCACUGGUCAACCUUCAUCCACUUGAAUUGCACACACAUUUUUGGGUAGGCGAUUGCAUCCCUCCCACAAAAUACUGACAGUUGAGAGGCGACGCUGGCUAGGAUGAAUUACUGGUUUGAUUCUAAACAGUUCCACAAAUGCACCUUUUUGGCACCAUGCACCAGCAUCUUAAGAUGCCUAGAAAUAUGAUGGGUAAAGUUAACACCAACAUAACUGUUGAAACCAUGUUCAGAAAGAGCCUUAGAAGCUGGUCACUGAAUUUGAAGCUGAGCAGGUAACAGCGAUACAGGGGACAUGGUAGUGUGCUGUUUUAAGCUUGUUGGGUUUCCUUUGGGAAACUUAAAUGUCAUUUGUGAGCCACUAGAUGGCCAUCUAUCUUCCAAGCUUGGGGGGAGGGGAAUCACCCUCUCACUUUGCUUCAAAUGAUCAACAUGUUCAGUACUGCCUUAGAACAAAGGUAUGCAAAAGUCAGCUAUAAAAAUGCAGAUUCUUCAUCAGAAAGGAAUACAGCCCAAGGAAGAGAAAGACUUGAGAAAUCCUGGAAAUGGAAGGGAUGCAAUGCAAAAAUGAUAAUGAAAGGCAGAGCCCAGCUUGUAGAGAUGAAAGAAGACAGAGAAGAACUUGGGCGCCCAUAUGAAAAGUGUCUGACGAUCAUGGGUUUUGCUUGGAACAUAGUGUCUGUACUUUAGGAAGGAAUCUUAAAAGGGAACAUAAAAUGUAAAAUGAGUUCUCUGAAUACUUUGAUGUGGUUGGUUGUGUUUCAUAUGAAUUUGGUCAGAGAGGGUGGAAAUGUCCUCCUAGGUCAAUGAUAUGAAAACUGCCAGAAGAAAAUUUAUGAAGGUUUUCAACUAUAUUGAGCACUGCUUGAGUUGCCAUUCCACAUCCUUGUGUACUCAUAGAAAGAGCCAAAAAUAAAAUGUAAAAAGGUUAUUUGGAUGAUGUGCAGCAGUGGAUAUAGUUGUUACAUAUGUUUCUUAACAGAGUGGAAAAUAUUCUGGCUCAAAUAAAAAAAAAAAAUUCUUCAGAUUUUUUUUUUUUUUUAAAGGAAGGAUAUCGCUGCAACUAGGGAUGGGUGAAUCUGUAAAUUUUGUUUCUCUCUAUUUUUAAUUUUUCCAGUCUUAAGUUCAGUUUUCCACAUUUCCUGUUUGCAAAUUUCUUUCAGAACAAAUCUCAUGAAAAUUUCUCAGCAUUUUUGUGUGAAAUUUUUGCUUCACGUUGCCCAAUAUGCACAUUUUUUUGCAAGGCAGUUUCCCCUAAUAUAAUGCAUUUUUUAUUUUCUUCCUACCCCUGGUAUCACUGGAGGUUCAUCCAUUGUGCCCAGUGGCCUGGUGGUGUUGUUACUGAAUUCUAGGUUGGUACAUAAUAAGGGCAUGUUGCUCCAUGCAUGCUGGUCUGUAUAACUGAGACCUGGUUGGGGGAACUGGGUGGACCAGACCUGGAUGAAUUAGACCAUAGUUCUUCUGUACCUGGGUACUCUGUGCAACACCAGUCCAGUCCAGAGCUGAGCAGACCAGAGGGGCACCUUUCUCAUAUCUUUUAUUUUCUGUGCAACUUUCUACAAAAUGCUAGGGUAGGUUAAAUAAUACAUUUUUAGUCACUCCAAUACUGUAAAUGCUGCUGCUGCAGGAAAACAGUGGCAAAUAUUCUGAGAUAUCCUGCGUCUGCAAAUUAAGAUGAAGGAAAUAAUGUUAGACCUACAUUAUAGGGUCAUGGUAAACAUUAAAGAGAUAAUAGAUGUGGAAAUACUUUGAAAAUUCAGGAAAAAGUAGUAAAUAAAUACUAAGAUAAAAGAUAAAGGUAAAUGACCCCUGGAUGGUUAAGUCCAGUCAAAGGCAACUAUGGGGUAUGGUGCUCAUCUCGCUUCAGGCCGAGUGAGCCGGCGCUUGUCCACAGACAGCUUUCUGGGUCAUGUGGUCAGCAUGACGAAACCACUUCUGACAGUUUAUGCAAAUACUGUAAAGUUGAAGAAGCACUUUGAGCAUUAGUUUGCAUUUUAAUUUGAUAUGCUUUUGCUGUUCCAGUGCAUUCCAUGCCACUCCUCCUUUCUGAGUAAAGAGCGUCACUGCACUUCAUUGCAAACGUUUACAUAUUUUUACCUUAUAUGUCCAGUCUUCCUGCUCUCUUUCCUAAGGUGGACUUUCCUGUCAUGCAUUGUCUGGAUAGCAUGAACAUGUUUUUUCCUUUCUUUCAUCUACCUCUCAUUCUUGACAUACUUUGCAAUCUUACAUUGCACAUACUGACUAAAUCACAUCUGUUUUGUAAUUCUUUUAGUUAUGCUAACUAACAUGGAAGGCAAUGGUGAAUGGGCCAUGUUUCACUGCUUUGUUUCAUUAUUUUGGCUUAGAGGGAGAUAAAUGUAGAUUUGAUGGGGAUUCCUCAGAUACUUACUUAUGCAGAGAUGAUAAGAAAGGACCUAAAAUCCAGCACAUACUUUUCCUGGGCAAACUUUGUGUUGAAGCGUUGGGUAUAAAAGUUUUGAAUGGAUGAAUGAAUUCAUGUACAGUCCACAAUGCUUGUUACUCAAUUCACACUUUUGACAACCCACCCACCUUCAGCAAUGUGCAAUUUUAAAUGUGUGAAGAACUAUAUAUACUUCGCAAUAUAACACGCCCACGAAGGAGGUUUCUGUUCAUGUUAUACCAUAGAAGUAAAAGUAUUACCACAGCUUUCUUUAUCUGUAUUCUACCUUUCCAGUUUCCUGUCUGUUAAACCUACCUAGGUAACAGCAGGGAGAAACUAAAACUGACUUUCAAUUCAAAAUCUAUAUCAGGGCAACACUUUAUUAGGCGAACCAAAAUGUCACAAAACAAUGUGUAAACUUUCAAAUUCUCCAGAGCCCUUUAUCAAACUAUAUGGUAAAAAGGAGGAAGGAUGGCAGCUGGGAGAGGAAGAGGAGGAAAUAUGUUGGUGGGUGGUGAAGACAUGGAGUCUGCAUUUAAACAUAGUCUAAAGGGAUGUGGGUGGCGCUGUGGGUUAAACCACUGAGCCUAGGACUUGCCGAUCAGAAGGUCAGCGGUUCGAAUCCCCAUGAUGGGGUGAGCUCCCGUUGCUCAGUCCCUGCUCCUGCCAACCUAGCAGUUCGAAAGCACGUCAAAGUGCAAGUAGAUAAAUAGGUACCACUCUGGCAGGAAGGUAAACGGCGUUUCCGUGCACUUCUCUGGUUCGCCAGAAGCAGCUUAGUCAUGCUGGCCACAUGACCCGGAAGCUGUAUGCCGGCUCCCUUGGCCAAUAAAGUGAGAUGAGUGCCGCAACCCCAGAGUCAGUCACGACUGGACCUCAUGGUCAGGGGUCCCUUUACCUUUACCUUAAGGAUGGAGUGUGUGAGGACAUAGCAGACACACUGGUGAGGGUUAGGUUGUGCAUACACUGUACCUUUAAUGUGCACAUUCUUUCACCCCAAAAAUACCGGGCACUGUUGUUUACCCCCCACAGAGUUAUAAUUCACAGUAACCCUUUAUAAACUACAGUACCCAGAAUUCUGUGAGGGAAAGAAAGUGAUUCAAAUGUGCUUUAAAGGUAUAGUGUGUAAACAGCCUGAGUUAGGUGCCAUGUAGGUUUUAGGUCGUAUCCAAGGCUGCCAUGAAGAAGGAACAUACAAUGAUUUGAAAAUGUAGAAUUUAACUGUGAUGUAACUGAGGUAAACUGAGCCAGACAAGGAUACUAAAAGUGAUGGGUGUAUGUACUGAGUAAUAGCCCAAAUGUAUAGGACUGAAUGUGGGCCAACCAAAACAGGGGGAAAAUCGUUCUUGAAUAUUUAAAAGUUUAAUGUUGCUCUGAUUUGAACUGCACUUACUUGUUUAUAGGAAGUUUUGACUUAAACAUUAGUUUCUAAAGUAAAAUCACUGUUUAAUCAUUAAGUUGUCACGCAGAUGUGUGGGAUUCAGCUGCAGAAAAGUUUAUUAUUUCAUCAAUACAGUAACCAAAUGAGUGGCCAGGUUGCCCAUAAAGGUGUGGUAUUUCUCAAAGCAUGGUUUAAAUUUUAAUAUAUUAUAUGUUGGUGCUUAAAAAUAAUGCAUGAUAAUAAGUGAAAUGAAUUGAGAACAUCGGACCUUUAAAAAAAUUAUCAAUAUUCAAUACCAAACUCAUAUAUUUUCAAGCUCCAUUCAUUUUUGAUACAUCAUUUUUGCCCUCCAUUCAUAAUUUAUUUAUGAAUGACCUUUUACCUGUGUCCCAGGUGAUUUACAGAUAUACCAUAAAAACAGCUAUAUUGAAAGUAUAUAAAUAGAAAGAAAACUAAAGGCAGUUUAAAAAAAGAAAAAGAAAAUGAACACCUAGGACAAAGACCUUUUCACCCUGGUGGAAAAACUUGUUGAAAAUACCUUCAGUUGUUUGUGUCUGGUAGGAAACAAUUUUGGCCAGUGGGCCUGAUCCUUAUCUCUUUUCCCUGCCAUGGGCCAACUCUGACAUCACACCUUGAACCUACCAAUCACGAUUUCCCUACCUCACCCCUGUAGAUUUAAGGCUUUAUACUUCAUUUGAAUCCUCUGAUUCCCACCCUCUACGCCUGCAAAAACAACAACAGCAGGAAUGUAAAAGGCCAACUUUACUAAAACCCAGAACUUUCUAAUUACUUUAACAAUUAUAUGUGACUUGAAAUUAUUGCCAACCACUUGCUACUAGUGUAAUUAGAAAAUCACAGUUCUGUGAUAUUCAGUCUUAAUAGGAACACACACCUUGAUUUAUUUCCUUGUGAACUCACUACUUUAUUACUUUGUUACUAGCCAGCAAAUAUUUGAAGAGGCAGAAUAUGUUUAUGUGUGCUUAACUGGGGUGGGUGGGAAUUGCACACCCAGUUUGUAUAGGUUUUCUGCUACAUGGUACAUAUUGUUCGUUAUGUUGGACAUUUCCUUCCCAAUUGUUUUCGGAAGCAUUGCUCAUAUUUUACAUAAACCAUGACUCACUUAUUUCACUGUCAUGGGCAAAUAUACAGUAUGUCUUAACAUCCAAUCUGAAAAGUUCUCUGAAUGUGCAAGGACAUUUGGGGGGGGGGGGGAGAUCCAAGAGGAAAUGCUUAUCAGUGGCAGGAGGGAGGGGUGUGUGACCUAGUCAGUUUACUCCCCUUUUCUUGUCUGUACAGCUUCCCCUCCCAGAGAACAGCUGGGUGACAACAAGGAAGCUGCAGUUUACAUACCACAAGAAACAGCCAGCUAUCUUUUCACCUGAAUCAUAGGCUACAUAACUUGAGACAUUUUGGGAAGCCCCCUAGUCUGUGAAGGAUUCAAAUACAAGUUCCAUCACUUGCUGUAUUCCACACACAGAGAGAAAGACAUGGAUGCGUUUUCUGUGAUGCUUUUGUGAAGUCUUAGUGGCCUUCUUCUUGUCUUGAAUGAAUUCUCCCACACAACGUAUGUGACUUGUUUUCCUUCAUCUGUUUUAAAGGCCUUUAGUGAACACAACACCCGACAGAGGCAGGUGGGCAUGGAGGAUGAGAAGAGAACUUCAAGCAGCCUGUCAGAGGUAAAGGAGUGCACCGGCUGGACAUAUGUGUCUGUGGCAAUUGGACUUUUCAUUUUGUGCUAGGACCAGUAACACUGUAUCUUGUAUCGGGCUGUAAUUGUUGCAGUACUCGAAGCUAGAGGUUACCUAGGGUACUGUCUUAAAGGCACCCCAAUUUCUCUGCUUCUUUGUCAUGUAUGUAGAACUUUUUCAUCUUCCUGCUAUGAAAAGAUGCACAAGCUCCUGCUGCAAUAAGUUUAAAAAUAAUAACUAACUAUUUACAAUGAAAUCAAAAAGUCUUUUUUCUUUCUUUUUUUAAAGGUUGUUCUUUGUUAAUGUAAGAUAUAAAAAGUAUCUAAUAUUAUAUAUCUAUUAUUGCUGUGCACUCUGGAAACUUACAUAGUUUGCUUAAGUCACAUUUUUCAGGGGCUCCUAAUAUACACUGAAACAGUACCUAAUAUACAUAUGCUUUCUUUUCUUUUCAUAGGAUAUAUUGACAAAGAAGAUGCCAGUACGUGUACUGGAACAACAGAUUAUAUCAUUGGAAAAACAGAGGCAAGAGGUAAAUUUUAAGCAUUUUUUUGGACAAGCUGAUGCACUGCAAUGGGUUGUUCACUUGGAGUUUUGGGUUGUAAAUUCAUUGUUGUAAAUGCACAUUAAUCUUUCUGGAGGAAGCAGUGGCUAAUCUUGGUUCUCCUAUGCAUGAAUUGCAUCAUGCAUGUGGUUGAAAAUUGUGUGCAUAAUUAUGGUUCAUGUUUAUAUGUACAUGUAAAAUGUAUCAUCUAGACUUUCCUUAAGGGACGCGGGUGGCACUGUGGGUUAAACCACAGAGCCUAGGACUUGCCGAUCAGAAGGUCAGCGGUUUGAAUCCCUGUGACGGGGUGAGCUCCCAUUGCUCGGUCCCACUCCUGCCAACCUAGCAGUUUGAAAGCACGUCAAAGUGCAAGUAGAUAAAUAGGUACUGCUCCAGCGGGAAGGUAAACGGCGUUUCCGUGUGCUGCUCUGGUUCGCCAGAAGCGGCUUAUUCAUGCUGGCCACAUGACACGAAAGCUGGACGCCGGCUUCCUUGGCCAAUAAAGCGAGAUGAGCGCCACAACCCUAAAGUCGGUCACGACUGGACCUAAUGGUCAGGGGUCCCUUUAUCUUUACUAGACUUUCCUUACCCAUUAUGACCAAUAGGUUUGGCCUCAAACUAGACUUUCCUUACCUAUUAGGACCAAUAGGUUUGGCCUCAAAUGUUGACAAAAAAGAUUUUGGAAUCAAGGUGGCAUAUAUCCACCUGUACAGUUGUCUGUUUGAAGUAGCCAUCUAUUUGAAGUAUUGUGUGGUCCAAGUCUGGUUUAAACUUAAGAAGGAAAUUGUGCCUUGAAGUUGCCUCUUGACAUCACCUAAAAGGCAGACUGAGCAGGCACACAGUUCACUAGGUUACAGUCUCCCCACUAUGAUGUAUUGUAAUGUAUUUCUAUUGAUAUCUUCCCUCUAAAUUUUCAUGUAUACAUAUAAAUUAGUAUAUGCAAAUGUUAUGCAAAUCUGUGACCUCUUUUGCCCUUUUUCUUGGUAGUGUGUUGUAAGGGGCUAUCCUGUCUGGAAUGCUUACAUGAUGGUAUAUAUAAUAGAUGGGAAAGAAGCACAUUUCAUGCUGCUAUGAACUAUGUGAACUUUCAGAGCUGUGAGGGAAGUCUGCUCAUCUUAGAAAUCCCUGCAGGAAGUCUUGUGUUUAACAUUUGCAUUUCCACAGCAUUAAGCCUGACUCAGCUGCCACUCCCUAUUCGUCUUGCCCUAACAUUCAUUCCUAUGCUUUAUAUAUCAUACAAGGCAAACGGAAUAUAAUCUUAUUGUAAGUGUUUUGAUAGUAAUACAAAACAGCUGUAAGUAGUGUAGUUAAGAGGUUGGAAGCAGAUAUAAUCAAUAAAACCUUAAAUGACCUGAGGCUUCCAUGCUUUAGGAGCCACAUUCUUCCAAUGACUCUUGCAUAUCUCAGGAAAUACCAGUGUUGGGGAAGGCCCUGUAGGUCACAGCUCACAGCAGCUUUGAAACUUCCCAAAGUCCUGUCCUCUGUUUCUCCUGAAAUGUUUUUCCUCGGGCAAGAAUUUGAUGGCUGAUUGAGCAUUCAUUUACUUGGUUAAAUUAAAAUUUAAAAUAUUUAUGUUUUAUCACUAUUCCUGUUCUGAGAAUCAGGAAAUAAGACAAAUGAAAUCUCUAAAAUAAUAUGCCAGUUCCAAGGUUAAAAUAUAAGACCACUUCAGGUUUCACACUUGUAAUGUGAGAAUAAAUAAUGUACCUAACACAAUUAGUUAAUAAUUUCAGCUGCUGGCAGUGAACAAUCAAUGGGAUCAGCAGUUCAGGCGAAUGAAACAGCAGUAUGGAAAAAAGGUAAAUUUCUAUUUAAGUGUGACAGAAGUGGAGGCUACCUUUCUAUACUUUUAAUUUUAAUUUGUUUUGUUUUGUCUUGUCUAAUUUUUAAGAAGGGGAAGGUAGAGUAGCAGAAAGGGUGGGCAAGGAACAAAAGCAUAUACUGCUUUUGAAAACCUAGCAAGUGCAUCUGAUGUAGGUUUGAGGUGAUGAUUGCUGCAGUCUUUUGGAGAGGAUACUGAAUUCUGAUGACUAAAGAAGAAGAGUUUGGAUUUGAUAUCCCGCUUUAUCACUACCCUAAGGAGUCUCUAAGCAGCUAACAUUCUCCUUUCCCUUCCUCCCCCACAACAAACACACUGUGAGGUGAGUGAGGCUGAGAGACUUCAGAGAAGUGUGACUAGCCCAAGGUCACCCAGCAGCUGCAUGUGGAGGAGCGGAGACACGAACCCGGUUUACCAGAUUACGAGUCUACCCUCUUAACCACUAUACCACAGGUUAGGGCAGGCAUAGGCAAACUCCGGCCCUCCAGAUAUUUGGGACUACAAUUCUCAUCAUCCCUGACCACUGGUCCUGUUAGCUAGGGAUGAUGGGAAUUGUAGUCCCUAACAUCUGGAGGGCCGGAGUUUGCCUAUGCCUGGGUUAGGGAGUGAAAUUCAGAGAUGGCACUGUUUACCAUUAAUUGUGGUGGCCUUCUUCCCCCACUCCCUUUGCUACCACAUGUGCACCUUCAGCAUAUAAUGAAAACUGUAUGGUGAAGAUGUCGGAUGCAUUUUUGGUGAGGUGUGAGUUUUACAAUUUAGGGACUGCUGCAGAGCCUCCACCACCCUGAGCCUCUGCUGAUCUUAACACCCAAGAGGGUCUGCAGAUGGAUUUGGCGUUGCCCUGGAGCGCUGUGGGGUAAAAGAUGGUGGCUACUACAGUAAAAUGGCCACUCCAAAUGAUGCUAGGUUCAGGUAGUUUGGAGAAAAGAAAAUGGCAAUGGGACCUGUGGAAGAAGUGUCCCAUUUUAAUUUGUUUUGUUAGUCUUGCCGCUGUUGCCAAAGGUAAUGAAAAAGAGAAGACCACGAUACUGCUGUUAAUGCUGAGCUGUCCCAUCCACCCAAAUUUCCGUCCCCAAAAUGUUUGCUGCUUAUGAAUGGGGUUGUGAGCUCAGGAGGUUAUCUGGUCUUUGCUCUAGUCCUUUGUUUAAGUUGAGUGAAGCUGAGUUCUGGGUCUGAAAAGGUUAGUAUUUUAGAACAUAAAAAUAAUACUAGUAAGCUGUGAUCUAGCAAGUUUUAAAAGUACUUUGCACACAGCAUUUCAAUCUCUACAACAGUCCUGUAAGGUGGGCUAAUAUUAACUUUAUAUAACCAAUAGGAAUGUGGGCCAGACACUGAAGAUUAGAAUCAGUGACUUGUCUUUUUCUUUUUUUAGUUACCUGAAGUAAGAUUUAGAUCAGGGAUUUCCCCUCAUGCAGCAGAGCUAACUUCCCCCCCUUUUCUAUAUAGGUUUAUCAUUCCCCAUGGGACAGCUCAUCACAAGCUUCAGAGACUCAGCAGCUUUUGACUUCUAAAUCUCAUAAGCUUAGUCAUACAGAUUUGUCCUGAAAUGUAUUUUACAGCAUGUGGUGGUCCCUGCAUUCCCACGUUGAUCGUUGUGUUGCCCAGCCACUGCAUCCUGGUGAAAGAAAGGGAUCUAUCUUACCUCAGUUUUCCUUGUGUCACAUUGCAGGUCACAGACGUGAAAGCACAACUGGAAACAAUGCAGAAGAGAGUCAAGGAACUGGAAAAAGAAAGGCACCAAAUGCAGCAGGAGUGUAGAAGGCUGGAAGCCCUGACUACAAACAGCCUCCUACAGGAAAUGGUAGGAAAUUGUUGUUUUACUCUCACCAGGGUCGGAGUGGGGAUUUUAGUAUUCAUUGGUCUUGUUAAAGUUAUGUUUGCAGUUCAAAAAUGACUUUUCUAUAGUAGUAGAAAAGUUAUCUAGCUGACAGUUUGUGUUACUCUUAGACAAAGAAAAAGAGAACAAAUGCUUCUAUAGAUGCUAUAUGUACAUUUAUAUAUAUAUGCAUCUAUACUCAUUAAUGAGAAAGGUUUUCGGGGGUAAACUCUGAGGAAAAAUCAAUACCCACUGCCUUUCUUCGGAAGAAGAAAAUGCUAAAGAGUAAACCCUACACAAGUCUGGAGUGGAGUCCCUAAGGCAGUUGGAUGGUGUUUUGUAUGCCUUCUUUUGGCAAUUCCUGCAGCCAAGCUGGUGACAAAUGUAAUGCCCUGUUUUCCUUUGGACCUCAUCAGCGAGGCCGAGAAGCAGACCUCCAUAUGCACUGCCCAGGCUUGCGCCCCAGAGAGGUCACUUUGGUGCUGCCAAUGCAGCAAAAACAAUUCAGGAGAAAGCAGUUACAAGUGUCUGCAGCCACAGCAGGUGCUGUGAUUCUCCAGACUUCAUCCCUGGAGAAGCACUCCAUUGUCUCUCAAGACAGAAAAAUGCCAAUAGCAAUGCAUUUAUAUACGUUGAGCUAUCACUUGGGUACAGUUUCAACCAACUGAAACUGUUAUUAAACAGGAGCUUUGCAAUCUCACUGAAGAAGAAGAAGAAGAAGAAGAAGAAGAAGAAGAAGAAGCAGCAACAACAGCGGUUAGAAAUUAAACAGAUAAUUGUAAGAGCAAAUAAGGACAAAGAAACAAGCAUAGGAUAAAACAUGUGAAUAAAAUGCGAGAUUGAACACUGAUAAUGGAUGAAUAAAAACUGAUAAUUAAAACAGAUAAGAGCUAAGAAAAAUAAAAAACACGCAGUUAAAACAACUGUAAGAGCAUAAGGACUAGUUAAAGGACUAUCGUUAAAACAACUACAGUAUAAGAAAUAAAACUUAAGGGGGUACAGGUCCUGCAAUAUGGACCUUCAGUUUAGGUCUGGUUUGUGACACAAACCAUCCUUCGGUGAAUAUCCAUCAUGGCAGCGCAAAAUCUAGCAACUGCGUAUGUGACAUCUGGGUUUUCAUCCUGGAGCAGUAGGGAGAUGUUAAGUUGUUCUGUAUGUCCUGGGAAUUUUUGCAAUCUCACUGAUCCCCCCCUCCCCAAUGUUCUCUAAGUAGCAUAGAACCAAACAGAUGGAGGCUUUUGUAGGUCAAUAUCAGAGAGCUAUUGUGCUCAUGUUCUGCUUAUGCGCUUCCCAUAAGCAUGUGCAAACAGAAUGCUGCACUAGAUGGACCUUUGAUCUGAUCCAACAGGGUUCUCCAUAACUCCCCAAGGGCCAUAAAUUCAGAAAUAUGUGAAAUUAAAAUAUUAGAAUAUAAGAAAAUCUAAUCUGCAUGCUAAAAUUUUGACUAAGUAGAGGUAGAAAAAGCAUUUGCAGUGGAGAAGCCCUGUAUAUCAGUGGCCUUAGGAGGGACCAUGGUCCAUUGAUGGAGUACAUACUAUGUAUAUGGGAGGUUCCAGAUUUAGUCUCUGUUAUUUCAAGUGUGGUCUGAAGGCACAUGAAACCAUCUUCUUGCUGAAGCUAAGCAGAUCUGGGUCUAGUCAGUGUCUUGGACAGGUGACAUGGGAAUCACAUGUAUGUUAGCUUGGGUUGCAUGAUGAAAGAAAAACAGAAAAUAAAUGUAAGAAAAUAAAUCAAGUUGCACAUGAUGGGAAAGGACCCUUGCCUGAGACCCCGAAAAGCCACUGUCGGCCAGAGUUGGCAAUACUGGACUAUAUGGACAAAUGAUCUAACUUCAUCUAAAUGUAUCUUCCUCUUUUCUGGUUUUCAAAAACAAAUUAUUAAUCUAUUUUCUAGCAGAUGAUUGGUCUUUCAGACAGAGUGAAACUACCCUUUUUCUUACAGAAUGUGGCACAUUUGAUGUUAGGCAGGUAUCACUGGAGUGACUAAGACUGUUAGUUUCAUUUAUUUAUAGCUCUUGACCUCGGAAGUCAGUUGACUUUUGAGACAACUGAAGUAUUCUGUUUACAUUUCAAGUUGGAUAAAGUCUUAGGCUAAGCUGUCGUUGAAGCACAGCCAGUUUUACCAUUAGGCAAAAUGAGGGGUUCAUCUCAAGCAACGGAUUUUUGGUGUCAUGAAAGGGCAGACAAUUGGGGAAGAGCCACUUGUGAGAUUCACCCAUAACUUUUCAUGCUGUGUUUUUACUUCCUCUUAACUGUCUGGACUUUGUGUCUGGAAUUGUUCUUGUUUUAAUUAUGUUGUAACCUACCCUGGAAUCAUAUGAAGAAGGGUGGCCAGAAAUAUUUCAAAUAAAUCUGGGGGAGGGGAUCUCCUCCUGCUUUGCCCACCCCCAGUAAGUGCUGUCUGCUUUGAAACUGUAGGGUGGAAAAAAUUCAAGAUAAAAUACAAUUAAAUCCCCCCCCCAAGAUGUCAUUCCUUUGGCUGGGGAUUGUGGGGCUACUCUAGUGCUCCAACCAUGACCUCUGCUGCCUCCUUGACAGACACAUCGUCCAACAACAAGGCCUUCAGGGUGGUAUUUAUAGAUGUGAAGGGGUAAGCUCUAUAUUUCUUCAGCUACCUCAUGCAGUUUUAUGACCUAUAUGUGCCACAGGAGAGCCCAAAAGGUAGUCAAUAGAAUUUCAUCAGACUUUAGUGUAUCUGGGAUGAGCUAUCCAUCAAUUUUGCUGCUGUUUUCUUUCCGAGAAGUUUGGCACGCUUCCUUGGAAUAAUAAUAAAAAAUACAGCACAUCUGUCAGACCAAGAAAAAAUGCAACCAUCUGCACUUUAUCAACAAUCUAUGUGUUUUUACAUUCCAGAGAGACACAAAAAUCCUAAAGGAAGAGAAUAGACUUCUGAAAGAAGAAGCCUCCUUAGCAAAUACAAAAAAGAUUCAUUAUGAACGUGAAAUAAGUCGGCUUAACAAGGUAAGGAUAUUCUUGUUUCAGAAUAUUUAUCUCUUUGCUUUGAAAUCUUUACCUGCUCAGGUAAAGAAGUUUAUCCAUUUGGCAGCUACUGAUUGUAAAGUUGGUGAGCAUUCUUUUUGUCACCUGCUGCACUAAUAGCUUCUGAGAACACAAGUUAAUAAAAUUACACGAAAACAUUAUUUUCAAAGAGCAUGCUUAAGGUGGCUGUCUUUAUUUUAAAAGAAACACAGCCAUGCAGGGCCCCGAUCCUUAUUAUGCUGCUGGUCCAGAUUGGGGGCUAGACCAGUACCCCACUGAAAUUGAUCCCUAAUGCUAUUUGCUCCCCCAGCUGCUGUUUGUAGGAAGUAGCACCUCCAGUGGCAAAUAGCAGCUGUGCAUUUGUGUAUGAGAUUUUUAAGGAGAAACCAGGUCAGGAAGAGGGAGUUUUUUUUGGUAGGGGAAAACAUGUUUGAACCGAGCUUGUAGUUUGUCCCCCCUUCACUCUAGGUGAUGUGAAGACUAUUAUAACAACAACCUACAUUAUUGCAUGUUUACUCUGAGGAAACACCAUUUGCAUUGCCCUUCCCUGCUUCACACUUGAUGUGAAUGCUGGGGAACACAAACAGGAGAGAGCUGUUGUGUUAAUGCAUUUGCUUGUGGGUUCCCAUGGACAUCUGGUUGGCUUCUGUGAGACAGAAUGCUGGACUUAAGUUUGGAGGAGAUGGGGAACCUCCAAAAUGCAACUCCCCAGCCCUCUAGAUCUGGCUCUUGGGACACUGUCCAGAUCAUGUCUCCUCUCUCCAAGCCACACUUCUCUCUGGCUAUGCUCCACACUCUCCUCGUGUCCUUGUGCCUGGCUGGAUUGUUUCCUUGAAUUGUACUCACCUUGAUGGGGGAUGGAGAGAUGUCAGGUGUGUUUGUGUGUGUAGAAACCUGUGGCUUGUGUGUGGCUGGAAUGUUGCCUACUAUCCACUUUUGGCUCUGGCCCUGACCACCACUGGCAUGCAGUCACUGGAAGGGAAUGUGGUCCCUGAGCUGCAAGAUGUUCUCAGCCCCUGAGAGAGGCUGAUCCAUCUGAUCUUUUUAUGUUCUAACUGAUUUUGCAUGAUGCAACAAAUGCUGUAAAUAUCUUAGAGUAGAAGUAGGGAAUCUGUGGCCUUCCAGACAUUGCCGCCUAUUGUAGCUGUUUGGUAAAGUGCAACUAAAUCCCCUUAGCUCCUACUUUUUAUGUUUACUUUCUGAAUGCCACAAAUUCUGAUUUAGAUUUUAUAUCAUAUCAUAUCUACUAACCGUCAUCUCAGUUCUCUGAACUGCCGUCCUUAUGCAAUCAAAUGGUGGUGCGCUCACACAAGAGGCAGAUUAUCUGUAUACUUGAAGUAUACACAUAAUUUUUUUAAGCCCAAAGGGAAGAGGAGUGUGGGAUGACUGCUGAAAGGGUGAAAACAAACAGAAAACUAGGGCAUGGUGAGGGAAUAAAUAAUAUGGACUGGAAUAUUGAACAGGAACACUCAGUGCUGCAACAUUUUGUUGCAAGCCCCCCAUGUACAGUGGUACCUCUGGUUAUGUACUUAAUUUGUCCCAGAGGUCCGUUCUUAACCUGAAACUGUUCUUAACCUGAAGCAGCACUUUAGCUAAUGGGGCCUCCUGCUGCCGCUGCGCCGCCGGAGCACAAUUUCUGUUCUCAUCCUGAAGCAAAGUUCUUAACUCGAGGUACUAUUUCUGGGUUGGCAGAGUCUGUAACCUGAAGCGUAUGUAACCUGAGGUACCACUGUAUGUUAUAGUUUAGCUGUACUUUUUUGCCUUGUACUCAGGAGGCUGUGUGCCAAAAUGAUGGUCUCCCCCUGCCUGUGUCUCUACCUCCCUUUCUCUCUCAUGUACAAGAGAAAUGGGAUGAUGUAUGUCUCUCUUGAUUAUUUGGAGAAUAUGGCCCAGAUCCAAAUCUCCGCAUCUUAAGCAGCUGGAACUAGGUGCACAUAACCUACUUAGAUACUCGGAACACCAAGAAUAAGUUGUUUGGGGAAGGGAAAGCAGGAAUAAUAAAUCCAGCCCCCCCCCCAUCUUGAAACUAUGAUAGGCAGAAUUAAAGUAUUCAACAGGGGCUAUGCAUCACACCCCAGUUCUUGGAGCAGGGAAAGGAAAAUCAUACAAGCAGCAGCUGUUUGUACAUGCAGAUCCACACCAAGCUUCUGGCUGGAUACUCCAGGUGUAUAUCCAGCUUCUAAAAUGUUGCAAAGGAAGAAUAGAAGGCCAUUGCUGGAGAGGCAUAAAGCAUAUUUCCACCAAGAGAGGCUGCAUAAAGCAAUGAGGGUAUUUCCUUUUAACCCUAUCUCCUGGUAAACCACGAACACUUCCUGAGGAAACACAUUUCUCUGAAAAAUAGCUCUAUCUAGCUUUAAGCUAAGCGACAAAACACAAAACUUCAAGCAUAAAAAAAUACACUGUCAUUAAAAUAAAAACGUUAGGUCUGGUCCACUUGAAUCCUGCAACUAAUUACAGGUGGAGAAACAAAAUGAAAUGUCAUUGGCUAGCAUGCAAAUAAAUAAUGACUUUCAGGAAGCAUAUUGUUGUUAUUUACAACCCAAGAUUUUUGAGUCAUGACAUAAAUUGUGAGAAUCUGAGGGUGGCAAAACCGCCAACAGUAUUUUUCAUUGCACACUAGUGGAAAGUUAUAGAAAACACCUCAGCAUUUACAGCUUAAAUGCCUCCUCAACACCCAGAUGUUUACCUAUGGAUAUGAUCACUUCAAGCUUUUAACUUGAAUGCAAAACUCUCAGGUAUCAUGAAUUGAGAAGUAAUUGGGAACUACCAGUGUGGUGGAGCCAUAUGGUGGAGAUGCUGUACCCUCAAUGUCAUUGUUGCCGCUUACAGUACAGUUGUACCUCGGGUUUACUUAAUUCGUUCCAGAGGUCUGUUCUUAACCUGAAACUGUUCUUAACCUGAAGCACCACUUUAGCCAAUGGAGCCUCCCGCUGCUGCCGCGUGCCCGGAGCACGAUUUCUGUUCUCAUCCUGAAGCAAAGUUCUUAACCUGAGGUACUAUUUUUGGGUUAGCAGAGUCUGUAACCUGAAGCGUAUGUAACCUGAAGCGUAUGUAACCCGAGGUACCACUGUACUUGGAUAGUGCAGGAAAAUUAAUUAAUUAAUUAAUUAAUUUUUCUAUCCUGUCUUUACUCCAAGGAGCUCAAGGUGGCAUACACAGUUCUCCUCCUUCCUAUUUAAUAUUUGCAAGAAGGCUAGAGCACCGUCAGGCCAAGGUCACCCAGUGAGCUUCAUUGUUGGGUGGGAAUUCAAACCCUGGUCUCCAAUUUCCUGGUUCAGUACUCUAACCACUACAGUGACUGACUAAAGAAGUGCUAUAGGAACUUACUCAGUGUUACAAUAAAAUUAUGUUUAUAUGGCCAUAUAAACAUGUCUGCAAGAAUCCAUAGGGCAACUGAUACAUUUAUAGCACAAUCCUAUACAUGUCUGUUUAUUUGUACUUCCCGGUAAGUUUAAAUGUACUUCUUGAUGUGCAAUCCUGUGCACACUUACCUGGCCCACUGAUUCCCAAAUAGAUGUCCAGGAUUGUGCUGAAAGAAUUACAUGUUUCAAAUGGCAAGGAGACUUAAAAAGGUAAAGGGACCCCUGACCGUUAGGUCCAGUUGCAGAUGACUCUGGGGUUGUGGCGCUCAUCUUGCUUUACUGGCCGAGAGAGCCGGUGUUUUAUCUGCAGACAGCUUCCAGGUCAUGAGGCCAGCAUGACUAAGCUGCUUCUGGUGAACCAGAGCAGCGCACAGAAACACCGUUUACCUUCCCGCUGGAGCGGUACCUAUUUAUCUACUUGCACUUUGACUUGCUUUCGAACUGCUAGGUUGGCAGGAGCAGGGACCGAGCAACAGGAGUUCACCCUGUCGUGGGGAUUCGAACUGCCGACCUUCUGAUCGGCAAGCCCUAGGCUCAGUGGUUUAGACCACAGCUCCGCCCCCAUCCCUUGGCAAGGAGGCUUAACAUAUGGCAAAAGAGAGAUCUGGAAGUGGGGGAAACAACCCUCAUCAAGAAGAAAAAAUGACAUAAGGUCAUCUUUGGAUAAGAGAGCCUUGAAUACAGCACGCAAAUGUAUUGUCAUCUCCACAGGUGUAAGCCACAUGGUAACAAGAAAAGCCAAAUGAGAUCUCGUGCACAUUUAUUGCACGGUUAACAAAACAUGUUGAAGUCAGGUUACGAUUUGGAACCAAUUAGAGGAACCCUUAAAUGUAAAUGCACUUUGAGUUUGUUAGAAUGUAAGGGGCUUUUUGUUUUGCCUUAGUUCCAUUCCUCCUCUCAUUUGUGAUUAGUUACAAUAAUAUACCUUAUUGAAAGCUAUCAGUUUCUAAGUUACUUCUAAUUUUGAGGAAUUAGAUAGCUAGGACUGCAUUGCGUUGGCAUCUGUCUGUCUCAAGAGGCAAUGGAGUAUAUAUCCAGGGGUGAAGUUAAACUGCUGUGUUAGCAGCCCAGGAGCGACCUCUCUAGGGCACAAAAACCUGGGCAGUGUGUAUGGAGGCCCUGGGCUGCCCAGAUGACAAGACCCUGCUCUUGGCUUCACUGAUGUGGUCAAAAGGAAAACAGAGCAAUAUGUUUGGCACCAGCUUAGCUGCAGGAAUUGUUGGGAGGAGGCGUACAAGCACCACCCACUCCAGGUUUGUGUAGGGUUUACUCCUCAGCCUUUUCUUCUUCUGAAGAUAUCCUGCAAGGCAGCAGAGGUUUCAGAUUAGUUUUCCUUCUCCUAGAUGGGCUACCUUUCCAGGUUGAUGAGCUUCAUCUGCCCAGCUAGGACUAGGAGCUUGGUCUUCUGAUAACUUAGAGCACAAUCCUAACCAUGUCCACUCAGUGGGGUUGGGAUUGCAGCCUAAAUAGUACUGUUGCCUAAUGUGAUUUUAAUGAUAUAAUAUGCUGGCCAUAUGUAUGUGAGAGUUAUUUUCUUUUAUAGUUGCUAUAAAGAAUUACACAGUGUUCUAUUUAUCAGUUAAAGUCAGCAUAUCAGGGGCCGAUGUAUAUACUUCACACUGCUGAUUUUUCUUGGUUCAGGGCGUUCUGCUAUGACCAGUUUCAAAAUCAAAUAAAAGCUUCUCUAAAUACAGAGCAAUCCUAAGUAGGGAUGAGGAGAAAUUCAAUUCAGUUCAUAUUUAAAGCCUAAUCUUUAGCCAAUAUUGCAUAGAAGGGUGUGCUUAGUAGGGGAAAUUCUCACAAAAGUGUUUCUUAACCUUUUUGAAUUUGCCCUUCUCAAUGGAGGGUGCAAUCCCAAACACACUUACUGGGAGGAAAGUCCCACUGAACAUAGUGGGACUUGCACCUAGGUAAACAUGCAUAGGACUGUACCAUAGGACUCCCUUGUUGUGUGGGCUCCACUGCCAUGACCAGCCCAACCACAAUAAAGGGCUCUGCAGGCGAACGUGCUGAAAUUCUAAUAUGCAGUUGGAUGCAGCCUGGUGGGAGUCUUUGGACUUCGGUAAUAAUACUAAUCUAACACUAAGUUUUAAAAAAAGCUAGAAAAUGAGGUAUUUGACUCCCUCAAAAAACUAGCAUACAUGGUUUCCCCUACAAAGAAUCUUGGAAAAUACAGCUCUCUGAGGAGUAAACUACACGUCACAGAAUUCUUUUGGGGAAGCCAUAAAUACUAAAGUGGCAUAAAUUUGCCUUAAAUAUUCUAACACCUUUAGGUUGGGAUAAUGGGACUGGGGGCGGGGAUUGAUCCCACAGAUGCACACAUAUCUUUGCUGUGUGUGUUGGGGAUGAUGGAAGCUGCCACUUUAUUCAAGAUAUCAUUUUCUCUUCGGGUGUCUUUGCACCUCCAAGGAAUGGGGGGCUGCCGCCCAGUUUGAGAACUCCUCUUGUGACGCAGAUUCCCCAACCUUUACUAGGGAUUAUAAAUAUGUUAGUUAGAAAGGCUAAUGAAGAUUGUACUGCUUAAAAAGCAAUGAUUUUUAUGUAGUGAACUCCAUGUGUAAAGUACUUUUUUUCUUUUCUUCCUUUUUGGCUACAGGCGCUUCAGGAUGCCCUGAAAAAUCAAGGUGCCCCCUUGCACGAGACUCCUGUAAAUGCCCAGGAUAUGAACUGCAACCAUGAAGAGAUGAAAAUGCAAAUGGAAGUUCUCAGGCAACAGGUAUGAAUGGAUUGCAGUAGCAUUGUAAUUCAUUUAAUUCUAAAGGUAGAACUCCUAGGUUUUAACAUGAACAUUUUAUUCUGUGCAUGAAUUCCACAAUGAGCUCAGAACCAUUAUAAAUGAAGGUUGGCAUUUUCAGUAUAAAGUCUGAUUUUCAGAUGUAGCACUACCAUUUAUACUAGAAAACUUCAAUAAUAAACAGCUAGAUCAGCUCACACAUCCUCCCCAACUGGUUGAUCUAUAUUUACAUUUUGUUUUCAUACUGCUAUUUUAGUUGCAAUACUCCUACUCAACUCACCUAUCAAAUGCCACCGAUGGGAGUGGAUAAUCAAGACGCCACGUGCCCUUUCCCCAUUUUUGUGAGACUACACGUUGCUCGUGAAUCAUGUUCUUCUUAGUGCAAGACUUUUCUUUAGUUCAAUAUUCUAAGUGGACAGAUAAAUUAAAAGCAUAUAAAGUGUCCCCAACUGGCUCAAAUAAACUCCAUUAUCUGUGGAACGGAAGAUUGAUUUAAUCAGUGUUGCAGAACCUCAGGGAAAGAUGUGCUGCUACCUCUCUCUCUCUCUCUCUCUCUCUCUCUCUCUCUCUCUCUCCCUCCCCCCCCCCCCCCAGGUUUCCUUUUAGACAGGAACCCAUCCGUUUAAAAUUAUGUUACUUUCCAGUUAACCUUAGGUUUUAAGUCUGUCAUUCUGGACACUGUUAGAGUCAGUUGCUGAAAUACAAAUGUGUAGGAUGGGAAGGCCGGUGGACUAAAAUACUUGUUUCUGUCACGUUUGAAGGGCUGAGCCAGAUUUUACUCUCAUGUAAUGCAUGCCACAUGUGGAAGGGUAAAGCCUUGAAUUUGAUUGUUCAAUAAUGGAUUGUACACACAAUAAAACAGAGGAUAUCAUUCCCUCCCCCCUUCCCCCUAUACUUCAGAGGGCACUUAAAUCUAGAGUCUUUUUUUCUUUUUUGUAUCAUUUCAUUUUAUGCAUCCGUUGAGACGCUGUGGAGUUCACACUGCAUAUUGGAGGACAGAAGGUUCCAAUUCCAUGUUAUAAGGACAUUUUGCACUACCUCCUUUAGUUUUCUAAGCCUCCUUCAUGUCUUAAGCUUGCAGUAAUUAUAAUAAGGGUUGUGGGGACGAUAUAAUAAGGGGAACCAACAGCAGGGUCCAUGGAGAGUUUUCCAGCCCCAGCUCCCCUCCUCCUACCUUAUCGUAUUUGUUUGUAUGGAAAGGGUAGGAGAGGUCACAACCAUUCCCCAAGACUCAAAAAUAGAGGAAGCUUAGCCAACCACAAAGGACUCUACUCUUUCCCAAAGAGAACCAGGAUGGAAGCCAGCUGUGUGAAAAAGCAGAUAGCGUAUGCCCACUGGCUGAUCAGUAUCAACUAAACAUCUAGAGCAGAUUAUCUACUUGCUUUAUGGCUUCGCCAGCCCUGAAUUGCUUCCACACUGUAGCCAUUUCUUCGUUCAAUUAUUACAAAUAAUUUGAGAAGUUAUUGCCAAUGUGAUUUAUACAAUGUAUUCCCUGUUACCCUCACCUCUUUUUAAAUACCAGGUUGGUGGUGAUUUUACUGCAGUUGCAUCUCUAUUCCUGAGCAGGAACGCUGUUCUAGGGAGUAGGUUCGGUUAAAGCAAAUGCUUCUGGAUAAACGUGUUUUUUAUCUCCCUUUAAGGCUGCAUUAACACAUCUGUAGUGCCUGACUACUUUUCCAUCUGGUGUGGGGAGAGACAUUGCAGGAUUGCUGAAUACAGGAGUAUACAGUCCUGUGUGAAACUACAGUUCUAAUUCUGCUUCCAGAAUUAAUGUGGAAGAACCAUGAACCAGCAGCGCCUGAGCGACAUCAAUACUAUACUUUUAAAGCAAUUCACAGCACAAAUUUCCCCUCUCAAACAAUCCUGGGAAUUGUAUUUUGUUAAGGGUGCUGGGAAUGGUAGCUCUGUAAGGGAUGCACGGUCUCUGUUUUGUGGUUGAAAUUCAGAAUUGACUAACUUUGGCUAUAAGGUUCUGAAAGUGGUAUUUCUAAACGCUGGGAUUCUGAGCACAUUAAGUAGAAUUCCCUGGGAAUGUACAAGAUAGACUGCAUGACUCAUGGGGUUGAUAAUCCAGUAACUACAGACACUGGUGCAUUAUCACUUAUCAGCAUUUCCAGUAAGUGGUUGUUCAUAAUGAUUUUUAAUUGAAGUCUUCCUGACUACUCAUGCACUAGCUGUCAGUGAUUUGCUCCUUACAAGUACAUACUCAUGGGGGGAAAGAUCAUGACUGAUGCAAGUCUAUCUAGACACAUAGACAUUGACAUCUUUUAAUCUCUUUUUAGUUUACUGCUGAAUUUAAUAUUAUUAUUAUUUUAUUUUUAAUUACUUGGUUUUAACUAUUGUAUUGAAUAUUUCUGGUAGACUAUUUGGAAGUUUUAUUACAAUUAUUUAACUUUCAUUAAAUAAAUAACAAGAGGAAUUGUGUCAACCAACACCAACACCCACCCAGCCCUGCCAAUAAUGCCCGAAAUGGCAAGUCCCCUGUAAUACUUUAAAUCAGUGGUUUUCAACCAGUGUGCCGUGCCACCCGGGGUGCCUUGAAUGAUGGUCAGGGCAAUACCGGCCUCUGUCCCUCUUUCUUUCCCUCCCUCCUCUGAUGCCCUCUCACAGAAAAAAUGUAGUUGGUCAAGGGAGCCAUGGACUCAAAAAAAGUUGAAAACCUCUGCUUUCAACUACAAGGAGACAGAACCCUUCAUUGCAUAAUGGAGCACUUUACAAGAAGCACAGGUUUGGAGGGGUGAGGAAGCCCAUUUUCAGCCACAGUCUGAAGGGAAGCAAGCAGUAGACCUAUCUCUGAGCACCAUUCCUAUCUCUGAGCAGUGCAAGAUUCCAGGCGAUCCGGGCGCUUUUCCAGGGUUUGUGUUUCCUUCAGAAUGAGGCACAGUCGAGAAUGUAUCUUUAGGAUAUAUGAUUCAUUUACACAUAUACAACCUGAGUCUAUGAUGGAGAGAUUCAUAGCAUUAGCACCCGUUUCUCCCAUAGCUGUAACCUUGGAUUCAAACAGAAAUGAAACAUUGCGCUCUCUCUCUCUCUCUCUCUCUCUCUCUCUCUCUCUCUCUCUUCCUAGUUUGUUGCUUUGCUUCUAGUUCACACCUCUCCAAACUCUGCUCUCAACUCUGUCCUUCUAACUAUCCAUUUACCAUCUCACACAGAUCUACUUCCUUUGUUCCCCUUAAUGGCCCAUCUCCCAGGCGAUCACCUCACCAGGAAAGUAGCCUUGGCUUAUAUUUUAACACUUGCUGGAUCCAGGGGUUUGAAGGGUCUCGGCAUACAGCCUGCUCACCCCCCCCCUUGUGUUCUUCCCUGCCACCAGUUCUUAGCACAAACAGAGCAGCUGCUCUAAGAAAGUUUUUUGAGGGAGGAGUAGGGAAGGUGCUGUGCCAGGCAUGGCUGGCUUCAGACUUGUUGAAUCUACUUUCUGUUUUUACUGGAACUUCAGCAAUAGCUAUGUCAGGAACAUGCAACAGACAGAAUAAAAGAACAGGGUGACUCCUAGUGAAGUCUAAGCAUAGGACUUUGUUUUCAGUACCAGAAAUGAGCUGAACCCAUACUCCUUUAACAAACAAAUCCACAUCCGGCUAGCUUUCUUCAUUUCAGCAGCCUAAUUUGAGUGGGAAAAGUAAAUUUCUUGUUAAAUAAUUAGGUGUUGGAAACCCUUGUCAAUCUACUGCAAAUGACCCAAAGAUAAAACAAUCUAGUUCCAAUCUAUCUUUUGCCCACCUCUGCCCUGGACUGUCUCAGAGAUUGCCACCUAAGGUGGUGUAGCUUAACACAGUGUAUAUAUAGAAAGUGAGUGUGUAAUCUGAUAAACUGCCAGCAAUUGUGUCAAGCCACAGUUGUCUUUCUUAUAAGCAUAUAUUUUGUAAAAUAUUUGCCACAGUCGGGCAUGGAUAGUUUUUUAAUCAAAUCUCAUUCUCCAAUGUGCUGUUGUUCUUCUUCCAUCCAGAGUUACCGUAUUUUUUGCUCUAUAAGACGCACCAGACCACAAGACGCACCUAGUUUUUGGAGGAGGAAAACAAGAAAAAAAAUAUUCUGAAUCUCAGAAGCCAGAACAGCAAGAGGGAUCACUGUGCAGUGAAAGCAGCAAUCCCUCUUGCUGUCCUGGCUUCUGGGAUAGCUGCGCAGCCUGCAUUCACUCCAUAAGACACACACACAUUUCCCCUUACUUUUUAGGAGGGAAAAAGUGAGUCUUAUAGAGCCAAAAGUAUGGUAUUUAAAGAUGUGUUGUGUUUUUCCUUUUAAAAAAAAUCAAAGCCUUUCUGACUCUUAAUAUAUGAGACAGUGAGUGUAGUCCUGAAAUACUAAAAUUAAAGGGUGAUUUAGUGUUGACAUAAAUGGAAUUCAAAUUGUACCAGAUGAGUUGAAAUUUUACACUAAUUACUUAUCAAUGGAAUAUAGUCAUUUGAAUUGCUAAACAUUUUGUAAUCAUGCCUGCCUGAAGUUGCCAAAACUCUUUGUCCUGGAAAGUAGCUUUCUCUCUCUCUCCAGAGCUGAGAAUUAACCUGUAGUUGUAUGCAUGUUUACCUGGGAGUAAGCUCCAUUGAACACAAUGAAGCUUACUUCUGAGUAAAAGUACAUGAUUGCUCUGUAUAUUACCAUUUAAUUUUGUUUGAUGGAUGGAACUAAAAGCCUGUGUAAGUAGAGGAAAUUUAUAGGAAAAUACCAAAUUGAAGCCAGAAAUCCCUAUAAACUUUCUGUGAUUGUUAAUUGUUAUUAAUUAUGUGAUUAUGGAUUCUCUUUGAUUAUUAAUUCUUAUAUCCACACCAAAUAUAAAAAUCAUGUAAAAUUCUGAGAGACCUCUGGGUAUAGGGCGGUAUAUAAAUUCAAUAAAUAAAUUAGAGGGGAAGGUUUGUGAGAACAAAUAACUUUUUUUAAUUACCAAAAUGUCAGAACCCACCAUGACAUUUCCUCUUAAAGCAUUUUUCAUGUAAAUGGAUAGACUUGCCUAUUUUGUACCUUUUAUAAAAUUAAGAUUUGGGGCAUUGCCUCUACUGAAUAUAUAUUACAUUAUCCUCAUUUGUAGGUUCAGAUAUAUGAAGAAGACUUUAAAAAGGAAAGAUCUGAUAGAGAGAGACUUAAUGAAGAAAAAGAAGCACUGCUGAGAAUUAAUGAGAGAAUACAGUUUCAGUUGGACACCCUAAAUUCUCAGGUAUGAAUAAAAACAAAUGUAUCAUUGCCAAAACAUGUGUAUUUCCUCCUUGUUUUCUCGCUUUCCAUUCAACCCAAUUCUGGCUUCCGUUCUAUUCUGGCUUCCGUUAAUUGACACAGAUUUUAUAUGAGGUCACCAUCUGGGAUGAAAUCAUUCUGGAGUAAUGUUGGUGAUGAAAUGAGGAAUAAUUUGAAACCCACACCCUGAACACACACAAAUACACACACACUAACUAAAUGGAGUGACUUGUGACAAAUGCAGUGCCUCAUGAAAUAUUUUGUAACAAGUUCUUUUUUUGAUCUCUUGUUUCUGAUCCCAGAUAGUUUCAAGGGAAUUAAGCAGAAUAACAUUUUCUGGCUAUUCUGUAUGAUUUCCGCAACUAAGGCUGCAUCUUAUAUAUGCUUGCCUAAGCUCCAUUUGCAUACAACAGAGUGAAAAUGCAUUUAUUCAUUUUAUGAAUUGCUUUCCACAAGGUAAAGGUAAAGGUACCCCUGACCAUUAGGUCCAGUCACAGAUGACUCUGGGGUUGCGGCACUCAUCUCGCUUUAUUGGCCGAGGGAGCCGGCGUACAGCUUCUGGGUCAUGUGGCCAGCAUGACUAAGCAGCUUCUAGCGAACCAGAGCAGCGCACGGAAACGCUGUUUACCUUCCCGCCAGAGCGGUACCUAUUUAUCUACUUGUACUUUGAUGUGCUUUCAAACUGCUAGGUGGGCAGGAGCAGGGACUGAGCAAUGGAAGCUCAUCCCGUCGCAGGGAUUUGAACUGCCGACCUUCUGAUUGGCAAGCCCUAGGCUCUGUGGUUUAACCCACAGCGCCACCCGAGUCCCACAAGGUAUCCUGAAGCAAUUUACUAUAUAAAUAUCGCAUAGGAUUACUCCUCUAAUCAUCUGCAUCUAAAGAGCUAUAAGUGUCAGUCAACCCAUGAAUAUAUUUUGGAAGACUAAGUUCAAAUCCUUGUUCUGCUAGGAUCUCAUUAGGUUAGGUCCUUGUAUCCUUGAAGUGCUAGCGAGGAAACAUGAUAAGCUGAAUUUGAAUCCUGGCAAGAUGGGGGUACUGUGGAUGAGUGGUCUCUGUGCCCAAGAAAUUAGUCAAUUGCCUGCGCCCGACAGGAUGGCACUCCUCCUAAAGGAGCAGGUAUGAAGGCUGGGUGUGCUUCUGGAUCCAGCUCUGUCACUGGAGGGCCAGGAAGCAUCAGUGGCUAGAGAUGCCCUUUACCAGCUCUGACUUAUAUGGCAGCUACAACUGCCUGGACCAGGAGAGCUUGACCACAUCGGUCCAGGCAUUGUUGACAAAAUAGGAUUACUGCAACGUAUUUUAUGUGGGGCUACCCUUGCACCUGCUCUGGAAGUUAGUGCCGUUAGUGCCGAAUGCUGCAGCACAGCUGCUGGCAGGAGUGAGACCCAGUCUGCAUAUUACGCCUCUGCUCAGAGAUCAUCACUGGUUGCCCAUUGGCUGCUGGGCCAAGUUCAAGGUGUUACUAUUAGUAUAUAAAGCCCUUGACAGCUGGGGACCAGCUUACUUGCAGGAUCACCUUACCCAUAGGCGCCUGCUCGGCCACUUCUGUCUGUAUAACUGUCACUAUUACAAGUGCCACAUAAUACCUUUAAUGUGGCAGCACCAUAUCCUUUGGAACUCCCUGUCUAUUGGCAUAAGAUGGGCACCUUCACAGUAUUCUUUUUGGUGCCUUCUUAAAACAUUUUUGUUUAGGUAAGCCUUGUCAGUUUGCAUUUCUUAGUGCAGAAAGUAUUGAUCUGAUGUUUAGAGAUCUUUCCUAUUCUACUUGAUUCAAGAGGGUUCUGGAAGCUUCUCUGUGUGAAAGAGAUAAGCAGAUGGUUUAUAAUGUUAGGCUAUACCUUCAGAAAAGCUGGCUUAAACUGGCUUUGUUAUCUUUUCUGUCAUGGUCAUGCUGACUAUAAAAGUAGGGCCAGAAGGAGCCCGGGUUUCACUUUGUCUGUCUGCCUCUCUUUCCUUCUGGUGUGGAGUUCUGUACAUAGUAUGUAUAGUGUUAAGGUUUAGUCUUAUUAUAAGUUAGUGUAAGUUUACGUUAAGUCUGCUGCAACUGGAUUUCUUAUAGAUAGUGCCAGUCCUGAAUGUAUUGGAUUUGUGGCCAUUAUGUUCAUUUGCCUUCAGUAGCAGUAAAGCUCUGCUGGAUGAAAUACAAUAGCCUCUGGUCUAUUUUUGAGAAUCCUGCAACGUGUUUAAGUUUUUACUUUGCUAACUAUACAUUGGAAUCUAUGCUGGAUCAAUAUUGAGUAGAAUUUCAAUGACAAGCCUACCAAGACAUGCAGAAGUUGCAUAUGAUUUGUCUCUGUUGAUUUUCAUCAUCUUUUGAAUAUUUUUAAAUACCUGUUUUUAAAUAUAUAUUUUUAAUCAAUAAUUUUAUUUUAUUUUUAUUUUUGUAAAUGGCUUAAGGGUUUUCUAGCAAUCAAGUGGUAUGUAAAUUUGGUUAAAUAAAUCAAAAGUGUGCAUGUGCCAAUCACUAAGUCAAUGUCGCCUUGUGGUUCCACUCUGUUUCUACCUCCAUCUUGCGUCCUUGCUCAUUAAGCAUGUUAUCCUUCUGCCGCCAUGGUGCCUUCCUAUAAAAUCAGAACAUUGUAUUAUCGUUGUAGAGAUUGUAUGGUGUGAUUUGACAUGCUUAACUGUUAUAUAAGUAAUACAUAAAUGCAGUUAUCAGGUUUGUUUGGGGCUCUUCUGGUCAACUUUUCUUGCAGGAAUUGGAAAGGAAAGAUCGAAAUGUAAUUCCUCACUUGUCACGUGUCUCAAAUGAAGAAGGAGUGGCAAGUGAAACGGGUUGCAAUGAUGCAAGGAAGCUUAAUAUGGGACCAUAGAGCGAACAACAAAAUCUUAUUGGCCAAUUUUGUGAACUAAAACAGGAUACCCAACCAAUGCUUGUGCAACUAUUUCCUAGAACUAUUUAUAAAGGAGACAUAUGGCAUUCCUGGGCAGCUUGCACUAUGAUUUAACUGCCCUUUAAGUUUAGAUUUCCCCCCACCCCCCAAAAAAUAUUUAGCCUAAUCUUCAUCAAGUGAAUUCAGACCGGACUGUAAGAAUAAAUAUGUUGUCCACAACAAGUCCAGUUGCUGGCAAUGGCUGGCAUAAUUUGUGCCUUCUCAUGAAUGAGGGUUUGGGCUUUAACAAGCAAGAGACGUUCUGUUGGCAUGACCCAAAACAAUUUCCCUCACUGUUUCCCUCACCUUUGACUUUGGAGCAUAAAUCAAUUGUCGCCUAAUGAACCUGUUAACUUAGCUCACUAAACUUCCACAAGGGGGCAUGAGAGUUCUUGAUUUCAGCAAUUGCUUUUUGAUAACAUACUUCUAUGCAUGCAUGCACUUUUUCAGUAUGAAAUUAAUUUCCCCUACACAGGUUAAAGACUGUCAGGAAGAAAGGGAACUACUUGAGAAGCAAGUAAAGCAACAGGUGUGUGUUGUACUUCAGAUAUGUUUUUUCUAGGAGGCUCAAAUGACACACAGUUGCAAUCCAACUGAACUAAUUUUGCUAAUGUGAUGAACAAAGAAUUUGUCUAUAGGACUCAGUGCAUGCCAUGAUUUUGUGCAAGUACAGGCAAAGUGCAAAAUAUGGUCCCAAGUUGAAGCUAAUUUUUUGUUGAAGCUUAAAGGUUCCAGCUAUUUUGGCUGCUUUGACAGAGUUGAAUGUUAAGUGGACAAUAUCUGGUGAAAUCUCUAAGUUAAAGGUGAACUCCAUACAAUUUCCAGUAGUCCAGGGAAUGGCCUUAUCCCUCACUAUGACCAUCCAAAGCAGAUGAUGUUGAUUAAGUAAAUUUAUGCAAAUAGGUUUUUGUGCCUAAUGCAUCCAGGUUAGAUAUUUUUUGCCAUUUCUGGUGCUGUAUUUUAAUGUUUCAUAGUGCAGCCGGCUGUAGUCCCAUUACUGGCAAACUUGUUAUCAGUCUUGUGUUGCUUACUUAGAACUAAGGAUGCAACUACCUGAAUAGAAAGGCAUCAGCUACCAGUUGUACGCUGCAGCAUCAAACCAGGAGUACAGGAAAUACUAAGAUGUUACUACUUUAAUUGGGAAGUGUUCAUUUUAUUUUAUUUAUUUAUUAUUUCAAUUUUUGUAUAGGCAAGAGACCUCCAAUCACUUACAGAAAAACAUGGCUUCCCACAUCAGAUGUUUGUUCCUGCAUGUUUUAGUUGCAGGAACUGUGGGUUACUUCACCCUUACCCUGAACCUCAAAUAAAAUUGGCUCCGUGCAGCAUUCACAGAAAGCAGCAGCGCCCAGUAAGUAAUACUUCUGCCAGUCUUCGUUUCACAAAGUGGAAACCAACAUUGUACAAUUACAAAUGCAAGGAUUCUGCAGGAGUAGAAUAAUAUGUGCAUUGUGAAAUGUAAACACUCGCCUCUCUUUCUUGCCUUGUCAUUUUGAUUUUUCUCAGAUAAUUGUUUUUGUAACUCAUAAUGUACAUAUUCCCAUCCUCUUUCAAAUAGCUCACAUCUCCUGCAGAGUAUUUUUUUUAAAAAAACACCCUGUAUUUUUUUUCUCUGACCACAGAACAAAAUAUAUUUUACUGCAUUCUUGGUAUGCUUCAGGGCCCAAUUCCAAGUAAUAAUCUUUAAAACCAUUAAUGAGUUGGGGCCACAUUGGUUGAAGGAUCACCUUCACCUAUACAAACCUGCCUGUCCUUUGAGUUCAGCCCCUGAGGACCUGAUUUUGUGUCCUUCAGUGAGAGCUAUAGGGUUGACCCCACAUCAAUCUGUGGAAUUCUAUCCUAACUGAGACCCCAUCAAUUCAGGUCUUCAAAUGAGUUCUGAAUAACUUUGCUUUGAGUUGUUUUAUCUUGGACUGAUAACUGGGUUUUGAUGUUUAUAAACUGAUUGUUCAUUUGCUGGAAAUAGUUUUAAUUAUUUUUAUAGGCUAGUACCUAAAGUAAUGUUAGCAAAAGUAGCAUUGUCACUCACGCAGUCGCACACAAGCUGUCACAGUGUAUAGUAACUCUAGCAGUUGUACACCACCUUGUGCAAGGGCAAGACACACAUUAGAUUUGACUGCUACACUGUGCUGAGAUUGAGGCUCCUGCUAGGGGAAUAAUGGUUGUUCAAGCGGGUUGCCACAACUGCAUUCCUUCACAUUAUGGGGAAGAAUGCAACAUGGAUGGAGUUGCCAUUAUCUUAUUUCUCCAGGACAAUCUCUUGCAUAAGCCACCAUGGAAGUGAAUGGAACCUGCCAAGGACCACACAUACUUAAGCUUAGAUAAAACAAGGAAAGAGCCAUAGAUAAGCAGAGCUUUUGUUUAAGUAUUUUUCCUUCUGCUUCUCUUCUCUUAUAUGAGCUUGUGGGGGGAAGGAGUUUCUCACUAAAGUUUAAAACUGAGGCCCAAUUAAUUUUGGCCGCUGUCCUAGAGCUUUCACCAUCUGGGUUUCUAGCUGUGCAAUGCAUCCUGGGGGUUUAUAAAUUUUGCCUUCCUUUAGAAGACUGCUGGAAGGGUGGAGUCCUUUGCUGAUUGGUUGUUUUGAAAUCUAUUCCCAAGUCCUUUUGUGAUUGUUUUCUUAUAUAAGUGUAGCUGGCUCCAGCAGGUUUUUAUUUUUUAUAAAAAAAUAAUAAUUCCCAAGCUAUUUGUCAUCAAAUGUGAAAGGUGUUAGAAUUGAGUGAGUGUGUAGGCUCAGCGUAUGGAAUAUAGUACAGAUACUUUGUUAUAGUUUGACUUUCUACUCCUUUCCCCCCCUAACUCACAUUUACUGUUUACUUUUCAAUCAUCCUAGAAAUUUUUUGUUUAGUCUGAUUUUGAAUCAUGUCUCUUUAUCCUUUGGAAUACUUUCAAGAAAAUUUGUGAAAAUUAUGUUAACUGCCUUGCAGUAGUGUUCACACGUUGUUGUUUGGGUCUCUGAGAAUACAUCAUAUGUUUGUAGUUGAGUAUGGCUUAUUUUACUAGGGAGUGUUUUGCAUGUUUCAUUGAAUAUUUAUCCCAUCCAUGCCCUGAUGUCUUUGGGUAGAGGCUUAAAAUAAAAAGUUAAGAGAUAAGAUAUUUAAUAUAAUUUAUAAUACAAACUAAGUUAGAUGGGCCAUCUAGCCCGGCUCUGUUAUAUGAUACCCUUUUGAAAAUUAAGUUUAAGGUGCUUGUGUAACAUGGUUUAUUUGAUAGCAAGCUGCUGGAAUUCAGUGGUUUGCCAUGUAGGUGGGACCACUUCUCCAUGCCAUUGCAAACAUCCAAAAAGCAAGGUUGGAUUUGACUCCAUUUUUUCUCCUUGUAAAACAUCUCAGUAAGGUCUCCUCCAGACAACCUGUUUAUGGAGCAUUCGUUCUGGGAAAAGCUGUGAUUUGUUUAAAUUAUGGCUUGUCCAAAGAGAUAUCAAACCUUGGUUUCUGGCUUGUUUAGAUAUCCAUAGUUAGAAUUAACUGUGAUUCUUGCCCAGUUCCCAGAUGAAAUGACAGCCUGCAGGUAUUUUAGCAUGGAAGCAGAUGCUUCUGAUCUUCCCAUUGUGAGUGUGCUGGAGAAAUGGGGAGAAGACUCAUGCACAUAAUACUAUGCUAUACUUUAGCAUUGCAUUUGAACCAGGUCAUAAAACUCCCAAUCACUUAACUAUUACAUCAACAACCCAGUUAUAUUAACCAUUAUAUCUGCAGCAGUGUUACCUAAUGGUGGUUACUUCUCCAUCCAGGAACUUGUCAGGGAACUGCCAUCGGACGGAAGGGAGGUGAAAGGGCUCACACAGGUUGGGAGAGACUCAGCAGCUGAAGAGGGAACCAGUAGGGGGAGAGGAGCUGAGCUGAGGGAAAGUGAGCUGGAGGGAUGGCUCAGAGACACUUCCAGCGAAAACAGUGGGGAGGUUUCAGGACCUCCUGUAGGGACACCCACUCCUCGCCGGAAACUGACACGCAGAGAGUCCAGAAGACGUGUUUCCGUUAAGGAGCUUUUAUGUUGGAAGCGAUUCCGAAAGCAACCACUGUCGGAAUCUGCUAGUGACUAGAGGAGCCAUGUCUGAGGGGCUCCGUCACAGACAGAGGUUUGUGGACUUGAACAAACUCUGAGGGGAUACGAUUUUACGCACAAGCAGCUCAUCAUCCCAUCACAGCAUUCCGACAGUCUUUGAAAGCAGCUUGUGCAGGAGAAGGCAUCAUGAGCAACCCAGCCGGAACCGGAGAAGCAGGAGCUGGAGCGGGUCCAAGCCUGGAAGAAAGGUACCGGGUGUUGGAGGUCCAGCUAGCGAUGCAGACGGCGAGGCUUGAGGAGAGGAGGGCUCAGGAUGCAGACAAAAAGGGGAAGCCACCCAGCUCGCCAGAAAGGUACCAGGAUUGGUGCAGAAGUUUGGGGGGGAGCCCAAAGACUAUCAUGGCUUUCGGACAGAGAUGCAAUAUGCCCUCAAUCUGCAGUUUGAUGAAUUCCCUGACGAGGAAUCACGAGUGGCUUUCGUGAUUGAGCAUCUUGAACAGGGGCGAGAGACUGGGUUAGACCCCUGAUGGCAGCGAAUAGUGACGUCCUAAAGGACACGAUGAAGUUCUUUCGCGCCAUGGAUCUGAUGUUUUCCAGCGAUAUUGAACAGGGAGUGGUGCGCAGACAGUUAAUGGCUUGCAAACAGGGGGCCGAUCUGUCCGUGAGUACUGGACUGAGUUCACCAUGCUGGUUCACAGAUUGGGGUGGGACUUAUCGGCGGAACCCAUUCAAAUGCUCUUUGAAGAAGGGCUUUCUUCGGCUGUGAAAGACGAACUUUCCCGGGCGCCCAGGGCGGAGUCUAUGGACCAGCUGACCAAAUCAGCGCUGACCAUAGGAGCGCGCCAGGAGGCGAGAGCAUUGGAGAGGCGGGAAGGGAAAGGGGAACGUUGGAAGGAGUUCCGCAUUCCAGACAUUCCAGAGCCAACUUUCCCGCCGGCAGAGCCGAUGGAAAUCGGAACAGCGCGCGCGCGCAGUUUCAAAGCCCAGUGAGGGGGAAAGAAGGAGGGAAAAGGCGCCCGGAAAUGCUAUCUCUGCCAACAGCCAGGUCACUUUGCCAGAGUCUGCCCCCAGAGGAAGGAAUGGCAAGGGAUGGUAGGAGCUGUGGAGGGAAGAGAGGAAGGAAUACCGGAGCAAGUAAAGCCAACGCCUGGCUGCCACUGUCGGGGCACAGCAGCCAGGCCAAAGAGCAGUGAGAGUGCCCACGCCAGAACCUCCUAAACCCGCCCUAGUGAUAGAAGUGACGCUAGAGCUGCCAAACGGACACCCUCUAAAGAUAAAGGCGCUGUUGGACUCAGGCAGCUCCUGCAAUUUCAUGAGCAAAGAGUUUGCAGCUGAACACCAGAUACAGACGAUCCCUUUAAGCAACCCCCUGCAGGUGACCACGAUCGAUGGCAGGGAGCUGUUGGGAGGAGAAGUCAGCUUGCAGACCGUCCCAAUGAUAAUGAAGGUAGCAAGGCACACCGAACUGAUAGCUUUUAAUGUGGCCACCUUGGGAGGAGCUCCCAUUAUAUUGGGGAUGAGCUGGCUAGCGUUACAUGAUCCGCUGGUGGGCUGGCAUCAGAGAGUGGUUUCUUUUGGUUCAGCACAUUGCUUAGAACACUGCAAAGAGGGAAAGGGUUUGGCAGGGGCCCAAGCUACCCUAGCAGGGACUGAAGUAACGGAAAACGUGAAGGUACCACGACAAUAUGCAGAUCUCCGUGACGUCUUCAGCGAAAGGGAAGCUGACCAACUACCCCGCAUAGACCCUUUGACUGUCAAAUCAAUUUACUCCCUGGGGCACAGCUCCCUGUAGGCAAGCUGUACGCCAUGUCAGACAGAGAGAUGCAGGAGCUAAGAGAGUUCAUUGACAAGAACCUGAAGAGAGGGUUCAUCAGAGAGUCCAGGGCGGUGGGGGGCAGCCCAGUGUUUUGUGUGGAUAACAAAACACGAACAAGCCGAGGCUGGUGUGUGACUUCAGGGCCUUAAAUGCAGUGUCAGAACCAGUGGCCUUCCCUAUGCCCAGGAUUGACGACAUUUUGACAAGGGUGCGGAAGGGAAAGAUUUUCACAAAGCUGGACCUAAGGGGGGCGUACAACCUGGUACGAAUAAGGAAGGGUGAUGAAUGGAAAACCACCAUGUUCACCCCUUUAGGGGCAUUUGAAUAUUUGGUUAUGCCCUUCGGCCUCCAAGCAGGCUCCGCAACCUUUCAAUCGUUUAUGAACCACGUCCUGGGGCCUUUGCUUUACAAGAAUUGUGUGGCCUUCUUAGACGACGUGUUGGUGUAUUCUGAGAAUGAGGAGCAGCAUGUGAGAGACGUCAGAGAAGUGUUGAGCAGGCUGCAAGCCAACCAGCUGUGGGUGAAACUGGAGAAGUGUCAGUUUCAUACCAAGGAGGUGGAAUUCCUGGGGUAUCGCCUGUCAGACAAGGGAUUGGCCAUGGAUCCCGGCAAGGUCCAGGCGGUGCUGGAAUGGAAAACACCCAAAACAAGGAAGGAUGUGCAGAGGUUCCUAGGAUUUGGGAACUUCUAUCGUAAGUUCAUCCGAAACUUUGCCCACCUGACGGCGCCCAUUACGGACUGUCUCAGCAGUAAGAAGAAGUUCGUUUGGACUGAGGAGGCGGAGCGAGCAUUUGAGGAACUAAAACGGGCCUUCGCCUCGGAACAACAACUCCUGCAUGUGGAUUUACAAAAACCGAUGAGAGUGGAAACUGACGCAUCAGACAGAGCGAUUGGGGCGGUGCUUCUGCAGCCAGGGAAGGAGGAGUCAGAGUGGAGACCGUGUGCCUUUUUUCGCGAAAGCUGAACAAAUCCGAGAGGAACUACACGGUGUAUGACCGAGAACUACUAGCCAUUCAUGAGGCGUUCCGGAGAUGGAGGCACCUGCUAAUUGGCGCACAACAUAAGGUGCAAGUGUGCACUGACCACAAGAACCUAGAGUAUUGGAGGACGGCACGAGUGCUCAACCAACGGCAAGUGAGAUGGGCCCAGGAGUUCUCCAAAUUUAACUUUGAGAUUUGUUACGUGCCAGGCCCAGAGAACAUUAGGGCGGACGCUCUCUCACGCAAACCUGAAUAUUUGGAUGGGGAGGGAGCACCCGAAGAGAGACAUGUCAUUCCAGAGGACCGCUGGGUGUGUGGGGCGGCAUUGGUGGGACAAAGAGAACUGGUAGAGGAAACAGAGAAUGAUGAAUACGCCCAGAAUAAGCUCAGAGGUCUUAGGGGUGAGGGAGAGGAACCAGGGGUUUCGAGGAAAGAAAUGGAGCUUUGUAUUACAAAGGGGCACUGUAUAUCCCUGAAGGAGACUUAGGGGGGGGGUACUCAAGCAGUUGCACGACAGCCCUACGGCGGGGCAUUUUGGACAACACAAAACCAUGUGGUUGGUCACCAGGGAAUUUUGGUGGCCCAAGGUGAGGGAAGAUGUACGUGAGUAUGUAAGAGGGUGCGAGCAAUGCCAGCGAGCCAAAGGGGAAAGGCGGGCGCCGGCGGGGCUAUUAGAACCCUUACCAACCCCAGAACGACCUUGGGAGGCAGUGUCGAUAGAUUUUAUGACUGAUCUGCCGAAGUCCAAAGGGAAAACAGCCAUCAUGGUGGUGGUGGACCUGCUAACAAAGAUGUGCCACUUUGUAGCUUGCUCGCAUGCAGUCACGGCGGAAGAGACAGCGAAGUUAUUUGUAGAACACAUUUUUAGGUUGCACGGGGUGCCAUUGAGGGUGGUCUCAGACCGAGGAAAACAAUUUACUUCCAGGUUCUGGAGGAAGCUCAUGAGCUUACUGCAGGUGGAGGUCAAUUUUCGACUGCCCGGCACCCUGAAACCAACGGGCAGGCGGAAAGAGCAAACGGUGUCCUCCAGCAAUACCUGAGGUGUUAUGUCAAUGACAGAGAGAAUGACUGGGUAGAAAAGUUGGCGCUGGCGGAAUUUGCCUACAACAAUGCCGAGAAUGUGUCCACAGGGAUGAGCCCCUUCUUGGCUAAUUAUGGGUGUCAUCCCAGGGCUUUCCCAGGGGAGAUGGGGAGAGAUGGAGCGUCCCGGCAGCCGAGCAUUUUGUAGAAGAAAUGGAAGCAAUCCAUUGUCAGCUCCAACUCAACUUAGAAAGGGCGAAGGAAGAAUACAAGAGGCAAGCAGACAAGAACCGAAGGGAAGGUGAAACCAUAAGGGUGGGAGAUAGGGUGUGGCUGUCAACCCAAGGGUUGCCGUUCAAAGGAGGGUGUAAGAAAUUAAGACCCAGGAGGUUGGGUCCCUUUGAGGUCAUUCAACAGGUCAACCCAGUGGCUUUCAGGCUCCGGUUACCCAACCACAUGAAACUGCACCCAGUAUUUCACAGGUCGUUACUGUCACCGUACGCAGGGGACGAGAAGGGAUGGCCACUCGGGGACCGGUCAUAGAAGAAAGAGAAUGCAGCAGCCAUGUGGCAGAAAUCCUCGACGCCAGGUGGAAGGGGAAUCAGGUGGAGUAUUUGGUAGCGUGGGAAGGAGAACCGGAGUCAGAAAACACUUGGGUAAUGGCCGAAGAUAUCAAUGACGAGGUAUUGAUAGAAACGUUCCAUCAAAGGUUCCCAAGGAAACCUCAGCCUGUGGAGAGGUUCCGGAGGGAAUACUUUGGGACCACUGAUGAGGAGGAGGAGUUGGAAGGCUUCCCGGACUCGGAAGGGGAAGGGGAGAUGGACUCUGAGGAGGAGGAGUACUUCGAGACCAGGAACCGCAACAGGUGGAGAGAAGUGUUCGAGACAUCGGAAGAUGAAGGAAGUUCAUUCCGGGGUUUUGCCUCCUCACCGCCCGUAGAGGAGGGGGCGAGAGGGGGUGAAGGGGGCCCUGGAGGGGAGGUGGAUGUCAGGGAACUGCCAUCGGACGGAAGGGAGGUGAAAGGGCUCACACAGGUUGGGAGAGACUCAGCAGCUGAAGAGGGAACCAGUAGGGGAGAGGAGCUGAGCUGAGGGAAAGUGAGCUGGAGGGAUGGCUCAGAGACACUUCCAGCGAAAACAGUGGGGAGGUUUCAGGACCUCCUGUAGGGACACCCACUCCUCGCCGGAAACUGACACGCAGAGAGUCCAGAAGACGUGUUUCCGUUAAGGAGCUUUUAUGUUGGAAGCGAUUCCGAAAGCAACCACUGUCGGAAUCUGCUAGUGACUAGAGGAGCCAUGUCUGAGGGGCUCCGUCACAGACAGAGGUUUGUGGACUUGAACAAACUCUGAGGGGAUACGAUUUUACGCACAAGCAGCUCAUCAUCCCAUCACAGAACUGAAACCAUAUUUAAACCAUUGUUUCAUGUUCUGGAGCCCUCGCCUUCCAUAACCACAAAAAUAGCACCACUGCAGGUGUCAUCGUUUACAAUAGUUAGAACCUAAGGGGAAACUGGUGUUCCAUAAGAGAGAGAGGUGGGUCUUUUGUGGCCGGAUCUUGAUUGCCUAACCAUGGUUAAGCAACCAGGAACAUUCCGCCUAGCCCAUCUCAAAAGAAGUUUCCUGCACAGGAGGAACUUUGUGUGUGGAAUGCAUCAAGUCCUGCAUCAAGCUUUGGAAACAUAAGUGUCAACACAGGGUUUCCCUGGCCUGUGAACUAGAGAAGAGCAGGGUGAUUUACAAUUUGGAUUAAAUGAUUUGGAUAAGGAAGUGCAGAGGAAGGAUCAACUGCAAUAAUGACUUUCUUCUGUAAACAGAUCAAGAAUAGUGAAAGUAUAAUCCCAAUAGCAUCAGUUUUCCAUUCUUUUUUCAGACGCCCAAUAUAGCAGGAGUAGGGAACCUGUGGCCCUCCAGAUAUUGUGGAACCACCAACUCUCAUUUUAAAAAUAAAUAAAAAUCUAUUGAACGUGUAUACUGCCCUCUACCCACAGGCCAUCAGCCCUAGUCAGCAUGGCCAUUGGGAUGAUAGUAAUUUACUCAGCAGCAUCUAGAGGGCUGCAGGUCCCCAACCCUUGAACUACUGGAGCACUAAGGUGACAUUUCAGCUGGCAUGCUGUAUUAUUCUUAUUUUUAAUUUUGAAAAUCUGCCUUACGAAAAUUAUUCCAGUUUUGUAAUUAGGAGCUGACUGUCAAAAUCUAUAAGAAUUUGUUUGAAAUGUUGCAUGUUUUUGUAAAAAGCUAUUUUUUUUCUUAUAAUAAUAUUUCCCCCAAAAAAAUCAUUUUAAAGUUCAAACGCUGACCUGCUGCCAUUAGAGUGGGAGAUUAGAAUUCUGUUUUGUGAGGUCACCAGGGUUUUAAAAGAAUCCUAGCAAAUUGCGAACAAGUUCCCUUUGGAACACGUUCACCUGUCAUGUUGAUGCACACCAGGUUUCUCUUAGCCUCUUAACAGCUGACAUUGACUGUAGUUAGAGACCUAACUGUUUAUGAUAGAAUCAGGUGCAUUCCAUCUCACCCUGUCUUCUCCUGCUCUGUUUCAAGGUUCAUGAGGCUUUCGGAAAUCUGGUUUGUUAAUGUUAAUAAAGUUUGUUUUGAUUUGUGGUAUCUAGGAGGUUUCACACAACUCUUUAAUAUUGUGCUCACCAUCCAAAAGACACAGCAAUAAAAAGAAAAAACAGCUGAAGAACUUAAUCAGAAAAAAAAUUAUUUGAUCAAAAUAAGAAGGAGAUUUUGGGGGUAAAUUACUUUGGUAUGACUAAUGAAAGGCUUCACAGUAUAAUUAUAUUUACCAUGCUGCUAUUCUUUUGUUUGAAGUGUCUAUGAAGUCCAUAUUGCUGUAAUAAUGUUUUAUUGUUCUGCGCAGCCAGACUAUCAAUGGUAUGUUCCCGACCGGUUUCCGCCAGAUGUGCCGCACAAGGCAAAUGGUAAGGCAACAGCUGUACUGAACACACUUUUUAAGAGUUUCUUUUUAAUGGGGUCUCUCUCUCUCUCUCUCUCUCUCUCUCUCUCUCUCUCUCUCGUUGAUCAGUAGUAAACUUUCAUAAGUACCCAGUGUGUGAUUUGUAUACAGCUCUAUUUUGUACAACUACAAUACAUGCAUGCAGCCAAGGCUGUGAAUUCUAAAUAUAAUGUAUUUGUGUAUAGCUUUUGGUAUUGCCAAGCUACUUUAAAACAUCUAACAUGCCUUAAAGAAUCAAAUAAAUCCCUUACUGAACACCUAAGAAAAAUGAAGGAUAUUGGAAUUGCAGUCCUCCAUUCAUAACUUGGUUGACAGUUGAGCAAAUGGUGCAUCUAAUAUAUGGUCUCUAAGGAGCUCAGUCUAGCCACUGUGGGUCUUUCCUCCAGGCAGUAGAGAGGAUAGUGGGUGACAUCAAAUCUAGCUAAGACUUUGCUACCCUAACACUGCUACCAUUCUGUCUUCACACCAAAUAAGUUCAAAGGCCAUGCAAGAUAAUUAUUAGUCCACACACCUCAACUCUUCAGGUUUAAGGGACCCACGGAUGAUGUCAUAUCUGAGGGUCCCCCAAAAUCCUGGAGAAAACGCUUUCCAGUAUAUCUUACCCAAUUCUAUUUGCCACAUUUUCAAGUGCAUAGCUGGUUCAGCCUCAGCUCAACCCUAUAGAAUAGGAACAUGUUUUCCUUAGAAACACAGAUCACUCUGGCUUCUCUUAGGCUAAGCUGAAGCUGCUGGGCAACUUAAUUUGUUUGUUUGUUCAUCAAGUAACUGUACAAUUAGUUCUGAAGCGUUUUCACACUAUCUUAAUACAUUUUCAUCUCUGUUUGCACAUUCCUUUCCUAUUCUUUCCUGUUUGUUGUAAGCACCCCUGAAGAAGGAAAAUGUUUUUGUUUCAGAGGCUGUAUGGUAGAGGUGGGCAGAAGUAGAAUUUGGUCCACCAAUAAACCCUUGGCCACUUUAUGGUAGGCCAGCUAAUGCUUUCUGGUUUCUGGGAUGCUUGCAAAGAAUACUGAAUUAGGUGGAGUUUAAUCUUAUACAGGAACGACUUACAUUCUUAAACAAGAAUUCAGGCUCUUUCAACAUGGAGUAUUAACAGUUAACGUGGGCUAGUUGCACAUUAACUGAUAAAAAAAAUCCUAAUCAGCAUGGAUUCCAGGUUCAGAUGGAGCGGGGUGUGUGGCAUGACACAUGAGCAAGAUUCUUCCAGUGGACUCUCCCCAUAACAGGCCAUCACCUGCUCACUACUGCUCAUUUGCAUGCCAGUCCUUCUUUACUUGGUAUUGCCUCCCAGCAAAGCAAGCCCUACCAUUUGGAGGAGGGUGGCAGCUGCAUUAGGCUUCUGUUGGUCCAUACAGUUAAAAGUAGAACAUGCUAGACUGAUAGUAACCCACCUCUUCUGUGAAUGUGAAGGACAUAUUUUCCUAUCCCUCAUUCUAUCAGAGCAGGAAGAAAUGAAGGAAGCCUAAGCAACUGACAUGGGCAGGACAAAUGGAUUUGCAGUUUGGGACAUUUGUAGGCUUGUUGGGAUACUACUGAACUAGUUGUGGGGUGGGGGGGUCUAUCAGAGUCAUUUAAGUCUGAGAAUUGCAAAAGCAGGUUCCGUACUAGAAGGCACAAGAGGCAUUUAUUUUGAGUUGUUUAUAGGACAGCAAAUGGGGAGAGAAAAUGGGAUUAGAGCCAUGCACAAUUUUGUACUGCAGACAUUAGAUAGCCUUGGGAUUGCCAGAUCUCUCACUUUGAUAAUGGAAAUCCAAUUGUGAAGACUGCAUGGCUAAAAGAUACUGGAGCGCGAUUCCUUAUAGAGGCACAGACUGUCAUGGAAAGGAUGUCGGUGCAAUACCCCAAUGUGUAGAUGGUUAGAAAGUGAAAUUUUAUGCACUUCCAAACCCUUCUGUGACCUUGUGCAAAUGUAUUUUGAUGAGUCCCACUUGCUCAGAAUUUUACAACAGUCCCUUGCAGAUUGUUUCACAAAUGAAGCAUGAGAUAUCCAGAAAACUGCCUGUUGUUCUUAGAACUAAAGCUCCUUACAAGCCAUGAAUUGGUUAGCCAUAAGAUUGCUUGGUAAGCUCUCCAUAUGAAAACUCUGCAGCCCUUAUAAGUACUUAAUAACUUGAGAGUGUAAAGCUUAGCCUUGCUGAGCCAGCUAACCUAGGAGAUCAAGUUGGCUGGCUGCAUGCAUUGAAGCCUUUAAGUGCUUAAAAGCUUCAGUUUAUAAAGUUGUUGUGGUUUGGGGGGCCAGCUGUCCCCGGGGAAACACAUGACUUUGACAAGGAAAAGCAAUCUUCAGCUUUGGGAAAAGGCAUUUGGAAAGUGCAUGAAAUUUCCUUCGAUGUUUUGAUUUGUUUACAUGUUCAAUCUGCAAAUGAGAGCCUGAAGAAAGGAGAGAAAAUCUUGGAAUAAGUGACCAAGUCAAUAAGUGUACUUAUAGAAGGGUAGUUAUUGUGGAAUCUGUGAUCCUAAUGCAUGCAGGUUUUUCACAACAUUGGCAGCAAAAUGGCAACUUGUAUAUCCUCCCUCCCCCAAUUUAAUCCAGAUUUGCCCUGUCCAUGAAAAACCCAGUAUUUUAAAACAACAACACUCUGUUGCCAAAAAGCCAUUUGCAAUACACAAACAAUCCAUUUGCAAUAUUAAGCCUCCCUUUGAAAGCCCCCUUAGAAUUGUUAUCUCUGGCAUACAGAGAUGAACCAAGUUGUGAACAAUCCAAAGGGGUGAGGAAAAGGGCUUAGGAGAAGUAAACAAGGAGUUCGGAUUUGGAAAAGGGAACAACCUAGAUUCAGCAACUUUUCAGGGCCACAAUACACUAAACUUUUCACUUAGUAUUUAAAAUGGUUCAUUGGAAAUUACAUUAGCAGGUGCAGAGGAUGAGCAGGAUCAGAACUUUCCUUUUCUCCCCUACUGUAGUCUCACUCCCUACCCCUUGACGCUGCUGUUAGUUUCUGAGAGGAUGGUCUCACUGGUACCAUUUGAAUUUUCCUCCUGGAGGUACUACUACUAUUAUUUAUUUAUUAUUACUUAUUAAAUUUUUAUACCAUCCUUCAUCCGAAGAUAUCAGGGCAGUUCACAGCAUAAAAAUACAAAAUAAAACCAGAAAAUACAUAAUAAAAACAAGAACAAGAACAAAACAAACCAAUAAUGCAUGCACCCAGACACAUUUAAAAGGGCAUAGAAGAGGAAAGUUUUCACUGGGCAUCUAAAGAUGUAUAAUGAAGGAUCCAGCUGAAUCUCCCUAGAGAGAGCAUUGCACAAAUGGGGAGCAACUGCAGAAAAGGCCCGUUCUUGUGUUACCACUCUCCGGACCUCUCAUGGAGAAAUCACAAGACAGGCCUCAGGUGGCUAUUAUUAUCCUGGGAUAGCUCAGCUGGUAAUCUCAGGGCUGUGGGUUCGAGCCCUAAAUUGUGCCAAAGAUUCCUGCAUUUCAGGGGGUUGGACUAGAUGACCCUUGUGGUCCCUUCCAGCUCUACAGUUUUAUGAUUCUAUUACGAUUGCAGAGUCCAGGUUAAUGUAUACAGGAUGAGGUGAUUCUUGCAGUAUUAUCAGCUUUGGGGGAGGUGAAUUUCACUGGGAAUAAGUUGGGAAGGAAAGGUCUAACCCCACAAAGUCUCGUGCCAUUGCACCCCUCCUCACACACUCCUCUUAUGCAAUACAACAGAAAACUAAUUGCACUUGGCAAACCACAGUUUCCUGUUGCAACUGAUCUUGGAAACUGUUUAAUAUUGGACUACAAACUACAACACGAAGCCAGCAGCUGAUCACAAUGUAUGAAAAGAGGCAACAUGUGCUGCCUACUGUCAGUCAUUAAUUUUGCAUGAUUUCCAAAAGUUUGUUCUUAAAACCUUUUUGAAAGAAGCAUCUGAAUGCUCAUAUGCAGCAUACUGGUGGUAAAUGCUGCAUGAGUGAAUAAGGCAGCAGUUCUUUCCCCUCUGCACAACAGUUUAAAUCAAAUUUAAUCUUCAUCUCUACUGCUCUCCUUGAGCAGUAUAAUCACUGAGGCGUCUAAACUCAGGUUUUGAUGCAUAUUCUGUUUUCUUAUCAGAAGCACACAAGGGGGCAGACUUCAAAAUAUUGCUAGGAAUAUGAGGAACAUGAUUUGAAAGAAGUGUGUGUGUCUGUGUGUUAUCCAUGCAUGUAUCAAGGUUUAUUACUGUUCCACAGUGACAAUUGCUGUGGCUAAAGAGGUAUUUUGACUCUCUGCACUACUCAUUUGGGCAAGGCGAGGCAGUACAACUCAGAUCAGGAUGGUGGCUAGAGAGGCAGGAACAGUCAAGCUAAGGUUUCAUGUUAAGAUAUUAUCAGUAGUUAUCCAUGUACUCAGCUCAUGGCCCACUCGAAACAAGUGUUUUAAUAAAAUCCAGAAAUUAAAUACACAUCCUCCCAGCAGAAAGUGUAGGAGUGAGCAUUAGCUGUCUCCAGCUUUAGGCUAUGGAGACAAUUUAACAACCACUUAAAAGUUUUGUUUUUUUUUAAGCACCAUUAUUUCCUCCUCUUCUCUAAUGAUGCAUGCUAUCCACUUGCUGCCCUUCACAUAUGCAGGAUAUUAACUCAAAGGCAUUCCCAUGGCUUUGGGUAGCGGACGGUGUCAUGCUAUGGGGGUUCUUUUAAGGCAUGCUGAUGAAUGCAAGCCAUAAAACUGCUCUCCCUGGUCCAUUCCCUUCAUCUUCCUCCUGCCUUCCUACUUUAGGCUUCUGCGUCAUAAAGAGACAACCCCAGGCACAUCCUUUUGGCUAGGAUGUGGGGGACAGGGUGUCUGUGUCACUCCCUUCUGAUCCCUACAGCCUAGACAGUCUUUGCAAACAGCUGUGAGGAACUGGCUGCCUUCCAUAGCAAUCAUGGGAGUGUCUGGACAUUGUAUAUUUUUCCAUUCUUUUACUAUUUUUUUUUAUUAGCAUAUAGUAGGGUGUUCUUAUUCACCAGGCAGGGUUAGGGGAGAGAUUUUGAACAGGAAAUCUAGAUAUGUUGAAAGAGGUUUCCCCACUUGUUGUCUUCCACCUUUCCUGCAACAGUGUGUGAAAUAAAGGCUGCAUACAUGCUACACUCAGGGAUGCAGGUGGCACUGUGGAUUAAACCAUACAGCUUAGGAUUUGCCGAUCAGAAGGUCGGAGGUUCGAAUCUCCGCGACAGGGUGAGCUCCCAUUGCUUGGUCCCUGCUCCUGCCAACCUAGCAGUUUGAAAGCACGUCAAAGUGCAAGUAGAUAAAUAGGUAGCGCUCCAGCGGGAAGGUAAAUGGCGUUUCCGUGCGCUGCUCCGGUUCGCCAGAAGCGGCUUAGUCAUGCUGGUUACAUGACCCGGAAGCUGUACGCCGGCUCCCUCGGCCAAUAAAGCGAGAUGAGCGCCGCAACCCCAGAGUCGGUCACGACUGGACCUAAUGGUCAGGGGUCCCUUUACCUUUACCUUACAUGCUACACAUCUGAAGUACAUGGCUUUUCCCCAACAAUUCUGGGACCCACAAAGCUACAGUUCUCAGCACCCUUGACAAGCUAUGGUUCCCAGGAUUCUCUGGGGGAAGUAUUGUGCUUUAAAUGUGUGCUGCCUAUGCAGCUGAAAAAUAGAGAAAUGUAGAGAAAGAUCUAUGGGAUCUGUUUGUGGGUGAGAGAGGUGGGUUCAAACAAAGGGCAAAAGGAUACUGGUAUCAUAAAUGUGGUUUCUUUUGAGUCAUGCUUACUUAUAACUCUCACCCACUCUUUCCUUAGCCUGUAUUAUCCUUUCUGCACAUAUAUUUUGCUGGGUACCAGAUCUAAAAGUUAACUGACUUUCUUUUAGUCUAGCUAGUGAUCAUCCUUCCUUGACAAUGGCUUCCUUUUUGGGGGAGGAGGCAAAGGAUUCAGGAACAAAGGACAAGAGUAUUCCAACUAGUGUUAUGAGUGUCAGCUUAUUUUGGCAGGUGGGAUAGUAUGAUUUCCUUCCUUUUCCAACUGUGCAAAAUUGACGAGACAGCUUAAAAAUGGGGCUGGAGCUUUUCCCUGAACCUACUUUUAAUAAAAAAAAAUUCUCUGGGAAAGAGGUUUUAUUGCUCAGGGCUUUCUUUGCAUACUUGUGAUUCUGGCAAGCAAUGUCAGUUUUGCUUCCAAAAGUCCAUUUAGUGGGGGGCAUACAAUAAGAUUGGUUCCCCCAGCACUUGUAUUUGGGAACCACAGUUAUUCCAUGAAAACCUUAAUUCAAUGACUGGGUGUCUUAUUGCUAAAUAUUUGACUAUGUGUCAUAUUUUUAUUAUUUAAGGCUAGUAUAUAGCUCACAGUGCGCAGAUGAAGGGAUACCACUAAUCUCUCCUCUAAACAUAGCUUUUCAAGGGCGUUAGUGACUUAUUUCGCCUAUACAAGCCUAGUGAGUUAGGAGUGGGAUUACAAAUGGGGAAAAUCAGAAGAGCUAAGGAGCAGUUCUGACGUUGCAAAUAUAUUAUUUCAAGUGUGUAGCGGGACCUUUAAAGUUCACUCCAGCUGUCCUCUUACCAGAUAACUUUUGUUCCAUAGCUGGAUUACAUAAUAUAAUAUACAUGUGCAUGUAUUUAUUUCCACAGGUGAAUUCUGAUUCAAAAUUCAGUAAAAGAAUUUUGAUUUUCUAUUGUUAAGUUGAGGUGAAGAACGGAAGAUCAACAUAAGCCAACAGGAUCUUCCUUCAAAAUAAAUAUAGUGCAUCCAAGAAGAGGCAAUAAAGUUUGAUCACAGGGCACCAAAUCUGAUCACAUAUUUUAUUGUUGAGCCAUGGCAGGAAAAUACAAUUCCUGGAAUUGUAAGCAAUAAAAACACUUCUCUUCCUAGUUCCAGAGAUAGGGUCUACAUGUGUCCCAGGGCAACUGCAGAUACUGUCACUGAUGUAUUGGUGCAAGAGAAAAGUCACAAUGCAGUAUAGGAAGGAUAUUCAGGAUGUGAAAGCAAAAAGAAGGGGUGGGAGGAUUGCCCAUAGACCAUCAUAGGGUUGGUUCAAAUUUGUAGCAGGGAUUAAAGAGAUUUCAAAGGCCACAUUGGAUGCCUCUGAUAAAGCACAAGCGUCUCCUUCCAGCACAUCUGCUAUUGAAGUUAGGUUGCCGGAAAGCUGAUGAGGCUCUUUGUACAUUAUCUAACCUACAACAAUAGAGUUGCAAUGCACUCCUAUCUUACCCUCCUGAUUUUCAUUAAACUUAGCUGGGACUAAUUAGUUUUCUAGUCUCAUUAGGCACAGCCUCCCAGCAGCUUCUGUAAAAAGAAUCAAGAUGAAUGCCAAGCUCCUAAUAGACAGCGGAGGGAGACUUGAUCUAUCCCUUGACAUCAUUAGUUAUGAUGGCAGCUUUCAUUAUGCUGUGGCCACAGUAGAGCUAUGUCCUCCAUACUGAUUUAUUGCUGUACAUUGAACCAGAAGUGGGUGAAUGGUACCUCAAAGAAGAGCCAACACCAAAUUUCAGGGGCAUAUGCUUAAAGUCACUGUGGUUUCAAAACAGUCUCUUACUUGGUAGCACCCAGGGAUGGCAUUCUUGUUAGGCGGAGAGAGGCCACUGCCUCAGGCAGCAGAUGCUAGAAGAUGAGAAGGUGUUAGAAGAUAGGACACACAGCUCUGUGUGGCUUACCUUGCACUCCUUCAGCUUGCCUGCUGCUGACAGGUGCUGCUGUCUUAUCACCACUGUCAAAGAAAGACUGAGCUGCCAGUGUCAGUUUUCUGUAUGUGGAAUGGAAAGAAGGUGCCACCUUGUUCUUCUUCUGGGCAGCAAAAUGACUUGGGCUGUACAAAGGGUAGACACACUUCUUGCUUAGCCACCAGGUUUUAAUCCAAAGGAAGAUUAGACUUUGGCCUUAGCUUUGCACACUGCUUUUCUUGACCAUCACCCUCCUCAUGGUGUUGGGGGCAAAGACAGCUGUCUGUGGGAUAUCCUUCACUGUGGAAAUCCCCAGGGCAUGAGGGCAUGUGACAUUGUCUGCUUCCUUGAAGCUAAAGCAAGUCUUGGUCUGGUCCAUACCUGGAUGAGAGGCCACCUGGGAAUCCUAGGUGCACUACCUUUAAUAGCAUUAUGGAAAAAGAGGUGGGAUAUAAAUAUAAAUAAAUAAAACCAAAGAUAGUUCAAUGUAAAGGGGUAAGUAGAUUUUCAGAUAAACUCAGGAACUAUUUCCCAGCUCAGGUAUCCAUUUCUGCCUGAGGUAGCUAUCCAGAGCCAGAAUUGCACAUGCCCUGAUCUCACACCUUAUCUCCUCCUAGAUACUAUUCCAGAGCCAAGAAACCCAUGAUCAGACCCUUUGAAUCAAAAUAGUUUAAAAACAACCAUUAGUGAAUGAGAUAAACAACACAAAAAGGCUUGCUUGAUACGUAAAUCCAUUAUCUUUUCCACUGGUAAAUCUACUUUUAUUCCACCCAUGUGUUUAAAACUGUACUUCCUUGAACACCACACUUUUUUGCAUUCAGAAAUAGCCUUGAUGUAAGAGUCAAAGUUUUGCUGAAGGAAGUGCCUCAAAAAGCAAGCUCAACAAUAAAAAAUAACAACAGCACCCCCAGUUUAAACAGUAGUAUGGUUUCAGAAAAGCAGCCUUCGGAAUUGAAUGUUCUAAGAUUUAUUAAUUUCCUGUUUAACAGUUAAUGGUCAAGGUGAUUGUAAAAAGUUUCAAGUAUAAUGAUUAUCUGGUAUGAGGAUGCCUAGGGAAGAUAUCAAAGCAUCUUUAUACGAACAUGUCUUUCUCUGGUUUGCAUUGAAAUUGCAUAUGGCAUUGGUAAUCCUGGUAUUCUAGUAAUAUACUUCAAAUUCCCAGAUGUUAAUGGGCUGUAUUUUCCCCCGUUGAUUUCAUGAGGCAUUCAUUUAACAUAUGGAAAAUCUUUGCCUUCUCAUCCAUUAUCUGGAGAGGGGAUACAAAAUUAGUUCCAUGCUAUUUGUUCACUAAUAUAGAUGCCACAACCUUGAAAGAGUUGAAGUUGUGAGUGUUUGAAUUGCUUAACCUUUUAAAUUGAAACAGUUGCAAUUGCUGCUUAAGUAAAGACUAGCCUUUCCCCCAUCGUUCUCUCAUCUGUUUCUCACUUUGCCAGUGUUCCAAAUGUAUCUGGAUCCGAGGACAGCAACAAAGAUUUGCUGCAGCUAGGGAUACUGUAGAUCAAAUGUCAAUUUUGUUUUUUUCAGUUUUUUGGUAGGAUCACUUUUCAAUGUGAAUUGAACUGAAUAUUUAAAUUCUUCUCCCCUCCACAGUUGAAGCCUGAUACUAAUAUCCUAAACACUUUUUUCAAGCAAGUCCCACUGAAUUCAAUGAGCCCUAAUUCAUGGUAGAUAUGUUUUUAGCAUGGGAGCAGUACCUUCACUUGCAGCUGUGAUCCUGUGCCAAUCCUCCCUUCCCAGUCCUACUCUCUUAAAAAUAUACUUCAAAAUAAGCCAGUACCAACUGGGUUCAAGUGAAACCAGACACUCUGAGGGCCAAGGAAUCCAUAUAUGCAGUACUCUAGUUUUCAACUGUCUUUAACUAAAUGAGGGCUGUGCCGUUAAAGCUCUGAAUACAGCCCUAGCAGUGGCGUGGCGUGGGGGGUGCAGGGGGGGCCGGCCGCACCGGGCGCAACAGCUGGGGGGGGCGCUCGCACUCGCAGCUCUCUAGUGGAAGAGACUCGAGUGCUAAAAUCCACGGGUUAGGGGGCGCAUAUUACUUGCCUUGCCCUGGGUGCUGACAACCCACGCUACGCCACUGAGCCCUAGGAACAAUUUUGCUUUUCAGGACUUGGUUCUAAGCCUGAAGCAAUAAAGGCAAUAAAGAGUAUUUGCAAAAUGUAUUUCUCUCAUCAUGAAAUAACUGAUGGCUCUCUCUAUACUAGGGGCACACACAACUCAAUCACUUUUACAUUUCUAUUAACUCAGGAAGGUUGCAUCACUACUUUAGAUGAAAAGCCAUUUUUCAAUCCUCCUGGUUCUUUCCUCACUCACAGUGUGCUUCCCCUUCUGUCUCUGUGUCACUAGUGGAUUCUCUGUACCCAUUUCUCUUUUAACCUUUCCUCUUUUGUACUCCCCCUUUCUUAAAAAAUGUGAACACUAUCUUUCUUCUUCCUCUGUACUCCAUAGAGCUCACCGUGUCUUCGGUCACGUCCAGAUGUCAUGAUUAUUGAGCAUUUAUUACCAUUUGUUUGUGGGGAGUGUAUACGUUGUUGCAUCAAGCCAUUGUUAUCCCACAUUUUUCAAUGCUCUCCCACCACCCCAUUCCUCAUUGCAAAAAGUUCAAUUCUGGGGGAAAGUGGGAGGUUUUUUGCACAAGAGUGCCAAAUCAACUUCAAUUAUGCAACCUAAAUUUGCUGGUAUGUUUUUUGAAUCAAAUCCUAAAAUAGUGACAGCCUGGAAGUGUUAUUUAUCUCUCCCAUGUGUUGUGCUUGUGCUUCCUCCCCCACAUCUACUCCCCUCCCCUCUACACAAUCACUUUCUCUCUUUACUCCCUGCAGCACCAUGCUUCUCUCUGCACCUCAGUCUACAUUGCCCCUCUGUUUUCUCUUUCUGUAUCCCAUACUUUACUUCUAUAUCCCAUAGAACCCCUUUUUCAGCUCCACCUUUCUGUUCCUUGUCUCUUUUGUGUCUGUCCCCUGCAUCUGUACUGCUCCUUUCCAAGUUCAGCAGCAAUGGCACAUAAGGUGUCUACUUAACCAUCUACACAAUGAAUGAAGUCUCCAGAAUGCAAGUGAGCAAGUCAUGCAAUGUGACUAGUCUGCAACAGCCUAGAGGAAUUAGUUAAAUGUCUCUGGACAGGAGGAGCAAUGUGGAUGUACACUAUUGAUUCAGUAAUUAUCCCAUUCCAAUUCCCACUUUGAAUGUGGUUUGGAUAGGCCUUAGGUUUUGUUUGUAUGCUAAGCUGGCACUGGUAAACACGUACUUUUAUAACUGUUAUUCACCUAAAAAAUGCCAUAGGUUAUUAAGUGUUUCCUUUUCUGCCUCUGUCAAUAGAAGCCUGGCAAACUGCCACCAAUGGCUUGCAUUGGACAGAUCCAUUUUGCUUGUGUGACAUGGCUGUGGGAUAUUAUUCAUUUACGGCAGUGUUUCCUCAUCCCUGGCUGAUAUAAGCAGCCACAAUAUAUGAAAUAAAUGGACAAUCCAACCAGGAUUAUGCAAGAGAUUUCUGAGUUUCUAGCACAGGAUUAACUCUGCUCCCAACUGUCUAAUGUAUCACAAACUGAGAAGAGGAGGGGGUGAAGGCACCAGUACAAGAAGCCUAUCUAGCAUGUAAGACUGUUGGAGUUUCUCUGAAGAAACUGGUCUCUUGACCCAAGAUGCUUUGGGCUUUAAACAAACCAAUAUGCUCCUUUUUGAGACUUUGCUUUUUCAUUUCAUGAUUGACUUAGUCUGGAUUCGAGCCAAUGUGUCCUUGUUUCUCUUUUUGGUUUAUUUUAGAAUAUUAAUGAUUCCUAUUGUUGUUGUUAUAGCAUAAUAUCAGUUUAUUAAUAUUUUUUAGUCCUGGGGAAAAAAACCUCAGCUCAGGGUAUACUUAUUAAGACAGUGAAGCUGGAGAACUGAAGAUGUCUAAUUUUCUUUCACAUAUGUAUCCAUUUAUUCAUAGAUGCCUCCUCAGAAAACGAAGGACCUCACUUGUACCAUACGAAGAGAGCGAACCAAAGCAAAGACAAAGAACCAUCCUGACAUCGCCUGUAACUGCCGUUACAUUUUCUUGUCCUAUUGCACUCUGUUUUAUAUGAUAUACCAUUAUAUAACAUACACACAAUGGGAGAUUUCUAUGACUGUGGCAAAAAGACAGAUUCACUUCCAGCUAUAGUUGUUGUUGUGGAAAGACUUUCUCCCCCCCC
This is a messenger RNA of Podarcis lilfordi (Lilford's wall lizard), 72816 nucleotides long. NCBI's taxonomy places the organism in Eukaryota, Metazoa, Chordata, Lepidosauria, Squamata, Lacertidae. The record is from the annotation of a GenBank genome assembly.